Messenger RNA from Xyrichtys novacula (pearly razorfish), 84344 nucleotides. Lineage: Eukaryota; Metazoa; Chordata; Actinopteri; Labriformes; Labridae. The record is from the annotation of a GenBank genome assembly.
AACAAACCACGCCCCUUCAACUUUUGAAAUUCGCCACACCUGAGGGGUUAGCGGAGAGGAAGAAACGGUUACCGUUUUGACGCAAACAUGUCAAAAAAGACAGUUUCAUUCACUGUCUUUUUUUACAGAAAGAAGAAGGGGUUGCAUGAUACUUCAAAACAAGUCAGAAAAGCCUCCACAAGCGGUGACGAGGGCAGCUGCAUCGGUCAUGUUAACGGUCAAAACCGGCAGAAGCAGGAGGCUAGCGCCGCAACAGCUAGCCGGGUUCACCGACAGCCAGCCAAGCCGGGGCAGGAGGCUGUCACCGAGGCAGCAGCUGGUCAGGUUCACCGCCAGCCUGAGCAGGAGAGCUACAGCGCUAGCAGUCAGCCGGAGCCGGAGCAACAGGCGGGUACCGCGACACCAGCUGGCCUACAGCAGGAAGAUUCAGGAGACUGUGGGACGUGGGGUCUUGGGUGACCAAAGGACACAGAACUGCCUCAGACACACGCAGUUAAACCCGAAAAAAGGAGAGGGAGGAGAAUCCGGACAUGUUCGUGAUGUGGGGUGAGUACACUGUCUAUUAACAGGCCGCCGUGCCAAUCUUUGAAUAAUAAUAAUGGAAGAUUUAUGUGAUUUAGUACAAGCUAUUUUUUUCUCUUUUUAACGGUAGACCUGUUGAGAAGUUAAUUGCUGACUGAGUACUGUAAGUCCCACCUGUGCUGUUGUGGGCAUUUAUCUGUGCUGUGCGGAGUAGGGGAGAGUGGGAUAAGAUGAGCCAACAGGGGGUGGCUCCACUUACCCUUUGGCUCAACUUACCCCACUCUCCCCAUAGCCUAAAAUAAUUGUGCAUUAGGGUCGUAGCAUUUAUGCAAUGUAUAUUAUUUGAAAUUGAGGCUUGUAAGUCCCACAGCCUGGCAAGUGGGCAUUUGCAUGUUGUGUUGUUUGCACGUUUUCUAUGUAUUUUCUGGGACCUGUGCCCGUCUUGCACUGCCUGUGAGUCUGCAUGAUCACCGGCUGCUGGACUAAGUUUAUCUUUAAGUUUAUUAGGGUUAGACAUUGUGGUGUCAUCAGCAUACAGGAGUACCUUGUCUGCUAUGGUUGGUCAGGCUUAGUCAUCAUAGUGUGCAGGGACAACAAAGCUGUAGUCUUAAUAACCUUCCUUCCACUCAGUGAUGCAGAUCUAGUCUCUCUCAUUCGUUGCUAAUCUCUCAGAAAAACUUCAAAUGGUCACUUUGCCAUCUGUCGUGCGGCCAUAAAAUGCUUCCUGCCACAUCAGCCAUUGUCACACAGGAGGCAGCUGCUCCCAGCAUGCACCGCAGCGUCUGCUGUACGCGCACCCCCUGAUGUGCACAUCUGUCCUGCAGGAGGAAUGAUGAGGAACCACAUCUGUGCUGACUCACAGCACCUUUCCUCACCUCUGUUCAUUAACACCAACAUUUCUCACACUGCAGUAUCGGAGCUCCAGCAGGUUUUCUGGAGCUUUUAUCCAACAUUUUAAAAGAUUAUCUGAGAAUAAAAUGUGACCUUAAAUCACAUCUGUGUAUUUCAGCACUUUUACAGCAUGGACCACAUGUUAGACACUAACACGAUUUCACACCAGAAUUAUCUUGCGACACUCUGAUCCGUACCCAACACACGAUGCUCAGCCAUUAAAGAAAUUCAUCUGAAAUUCAAAGUAUGUUUCAUCUCAGAAUUAGCUGGAGGAGAUGAAUUAAUGUGGUGAUCGUCUCUUUAAAAUAAAUCAAAACAUUUCUAAAAUUAUCUCAUGUAUAAAUUAUGUAGCACCGGCUUGAAUGGGAUGUGGGGUCGUAUAUUUUAAUCAUAGAUGAUCUGCAGAAAAAAACCUCCGCAGUGUCAGGAGCUGAUCUCUUGUAACAGAGUCACUCAGCAAAACUUACUCACCUGUAUAAAUCCACCAAGGCUUUGAACAACAGGUGUGGGCCUAAGCUGUUUGGAGGUUUGGUUUUCUCUAGGAUGAUGUGUUCUUUAAAAAAAUCUGUUUUAAUUUCAUCUAAACGCUUCAACAGUGCCAGGGUAAACUUUGGGUUAUCUGUUUUGCUGGAAUAGAUUUAUUUCAGCCUCUUUUCUAAAAGUGAUGCACAAAAAAUAAAGUCAAAACUCAAAUUCACUUAGGCGACCAAAUGGGUUUCCUUCACAGGGUGGCUGGGCUCAGCCUUUGAGAUAGGGUAAGGAGCUCAGACACCCUGGAGGCCCUCAUCUGGCUGGGAUGCCUUCUGGACGCCUCCUGUUAGAGGUGUUCCGGACAUGUUCCACUGGGAGGAGACCUCGAGGCCGGCCCAGAACCAGGUGGAGGGAUUAUGUCUCUCGCCUGGCUUGGGAGCGCCUGGGAAUCCCCCCGGCGGAGCUGGUGGAAGUGGCUAGGGUGUGGGCCGUCUUGGGGCCCCUGCGACCUGGACCCUGAUGAAGCGGAAGAAAACGAAGACAAGUUAUUUCAGGUUGCCAUGAUAUCAUUAUUUUCAUUUAUUGUCAUUUGUGGAUGAACCUAAUUCAAUCAGUGAUUUAUUUAAUAAUUGCACAGCUCAUAACUUCAUAAAGAUGAUAACGGGUACAAACAUGUUUUUUUUACGUGGCUCAGAUUUCAAAUAGAUGAUUUUUAGUCGAAUCUGCAGCUCAUUGUGGUUUCUACCUGAAUAAAAUAAUAGUGUAAAGAAAGACCUAAAGUAAUGAAAAAACAGUACACCUGCUCGUAUAAUCUUCAGCUGCACAUUGAGCUCCAGCUGUUCUCGGAGAAAAGAGGUGAAAGCACUAAAGCAGAUAUAAUGAGGGAGAGAGAGAGUAAAUCUAGUGUUGAAGAGAGAGAGAGUGAGUAUACAUCUGUAAGUUAAAGGUCUUGAUAAGUCCCCGAAAUUCCCCCUGUUGAGAUGAGGGAUGCUGAGAAGUGUCAAACACAUCAGCGCUCCUCAUACUACAUGUAUGUUAUUCUGCAAAAGCUCCUUAAAUAAUACAGAGACCUCUCCUCGUGCUGAAGAGCUUUUAUUAAAAGAUGACAAGUUUCAAAGCUCGGCUCUCUGCUCCCAAAGAUCCACCAUCCCAAACUGGUCUCCUCGUCUGAGAAAAUAUUCAGAUUUCAGUCUUUACUUAAUGAAUGAAUGAAUGCAUGGAUGAGUCAGAAACUAAGUGUGAGUGAGAGCUGAAUUAAUGAGGAUCUCUGCAGCUAGAAGAAGAAUAAAAGACGACCUGAGGACCUCAUUUCUCUCAGUUCUCUCUUUUAUGCUUAUCUGGAUGUUCACUUUUUCCUCCAGUAGACCACGAGUCCAUUCUGUACUUUGCUGUUUGGUGAAACUGUCCUGAUACUGCUCCCAUGAUUUAAAUUGGUUGGUUGGAGGUAAACAUGUUGAACACAGGGGCAUGAAUGCACCAAUCACAGCAGCACAGUUGCACAUACAUGCUAUGAUUUUCCUGCACCUCCAACCGUGAGUAAGUCUGCUGCAUCUUUGCAUGACCAAACCUUUAAAAUGAAGGAUAAAAACCGAGGAAAUGGCAGUCCUGUUGGUAUCAUUUGUUCAGUGUUGAUAUUACGGUUUGAAAAUGGGUUUUAAAUACUUACAAAUUUAGCUCUGAAAGUUUUAUGCAAAGUCAUAACGAGGCUAAAUAGUGACAGGAUUACCAGAGGGACAGCUAGUAGCGAUGCUAAAUUCGCUCAUUGUAAAACCUCCUUUGGGCAGUCAGCUUUUUCCAUAUUUCACCACAAUAUAAUGUUCUGCAACUUUUUGUUUUAAUAUGAUAUAACCUAACCUAGAUGUACAAACAUAACUCUGUAGUGGGCAUCACUGCAUCAGUGCAUGAUCACAUCGAAAAAGCACUGUCACUCUCUCAACUAUAGGAAGUUAAAACUGUAACAUGCAAAGAGGAGCGGAGCUGGUAUGGUAACAUGAUUCUAGAGUAGGGCUGGGCGAUACGGCCUCAAAUCAAUAUCACGAUAUAUUGAGCAGUUCACCUCGAUAACGAUAAAUGGACGAUAACUACUCCACAAGUUGCUCGCCCCCCACAUUAACUUCUUCUACUUCAUUCUCUACAACUUUUAAACCGUCGUCCAUCUUUUCACCUGUCUUUCCCCCUUUUGUUAUGAACUGAAAGGGGUGGAGUAACAUCUCCAACGUAGGACAGCGUCUUAAAGGGACAUGAGACCGUAGCCUACCUACAAACAUCCAAAACCAACUUUGAUUUAUUGAUUUUUUUUUGACACCGAAUAUAUUGAUAUGGGCAAAAUGACAUUGGUUAUUGUUUUAAAUUUUGGUAUUGGUAAAUUUUCGUUUUAUCGCCCAGCCCGAUUUGGGGGGUAAACUUCAUUUACAUGCAGGUGCAGAAGUAACUAUUUCUGUAGAGACAGAAAGGUCAGAAGUCUUAAGAGUUAUGAGCCAGUAGCAUGGACAGCAAAAAUGAAGCCACCUUACUGUAGGACCAUGAUUAGAUUUCAAUCAAUGCAAUCAGUGACUUUUAAACUGAAAUCACAAAAAGAUGCAUUAGUGUCAGACAGUCAGCCAAGACCAAAACUCAUCUAAAAGAUGAAACAAAGAUAGAAGAUUACAGUGACUUUCUAUCAAAGUCGAACAAAAUCAUGAACUUCCUCCUCAAACUAACCUCCUCUGCAGAGAAGUGAUUGAGAAUUCAUGGCCGACACAUCUGUCCUCAGAGGAAUAAAUGGACAUAAGAAAUCGGGGAGAUAAGCUUCUGCACUCAUAACAUUUGUUCACAGUCCAAAGAUGAAAUUCAAGUGAGUGAUUUUUCUUUUUCUAAAGCAACACUGUUUGAGAACAAAAAGAUUCAUAAAGCAAAGACAGCGCCGUGGUAGAGCAGAUAUUUGAACUGCAGUUUGUCUUCUUUUAAUACUGCAGAACUCAACUCUCAGAGCAGAGACCAAGAUGAGAUUUCUACUGAAGAAAGCAUGACUUACAAUUUUCAGACUCGCAUUGAAUCUUUUUCUGUGUGUAUGACCCAGCUGUAAAUAAACCUGCUGAUAAUUCCUCGGUCUGUCUCCAGGGUGCAGAGUGCAUGCAACGCUUUACAUUAAAACACAUACUUCCAAUUACUGUCAUGCUGCUUGCUCACCAGUGGCAGAAGCUCAACAGUGACAGAAUAAAUGAGCAAGAAAUCAACCGGAGAAAGUCAAAGUAACCUGUUGUUUGUUUGUACACUGGAUCCAGCUGCUCCGGGCUGCGUUCUGCUACGCUACGCUUCAAACGCUCUCCCAGGGCGCCCCUCAGACAGAGCAAAACCAGAAUGUGGCGCACAUGCACCCAAGGGGUUUCCGGGGUUAUAGAUGUAAAUCCUGGCAUACCUAAGUUACAACAGCUUGACUUUUUUGUGCAUAUGGAGAGGUGACUGGUUAGUGCAGAUAUCUCUUCCAGUGUGUUUUGGCUCAGAUUAUGUGUUUUUGCAUAAUUGUAUUUUUUGGAUGGUAACAGAGUUUUGUAGCAUUUUAAUGAUAUCUGAUGUGCAUGCAAAUUCUGUAUGCAAGGUCACAUAAUUAAAAAGUUGACUUCAGAAUUUAAUGAAUCAAUACCUAAUUCUUAAAAUUACGAUCAAUUUCAAUUGGAAAGUGGAAUUUUUUUACCUAGGUAACCCAGGCACCAAAAUGUCAAACCCAAAGCUGCAAAAAUGCAAACCCACAAACCAACAUACUGAUGUCCACUGUCAAUACAACCUACAAUUUUACCUGCACGUCUCCUAGAUUCCUGUGGGAUUUUAGAGGUUAAAGUUUUAUUCCAUGAUGACAAGUACCUUUCCAUUAUUUGACCUUAUUGACCAGUAAAUAAUUGAAAACGGUCUUCAGCUGUCCCUCCACUCUCUCCUUCUGUUAUUCAUUGCUGCAGACUUUCCCCCUCCCCCUCCUUUACCUUUGAACCCUCAGAAAAGAGAAAUCCUCCUGCAUAUCAGUUUCUGCUUUCGGUCUGUCAUAGCGUGAGUUCAGCCCGAGAGGUUACCUUGACAGUUUUUAGACUUUCUCAUGAAUAUUUACGAGUGAUGGCCGGACCUCCAUGUUGACAAUGCAAUUAUGCUAAUUGCUCCUGUAUCAUGAAUAUCUAUUGAGUAUAUGGAUCAUUUACAGGCAGUGAUGAAUGAAUGUCCAGAGUAUAAACAGAUUAUAGACCUUUGAAUUGCAAGCAACAAUCAUCCAAAAGGCUUUCAUCAGCAUUGGAUCUCUGUGAUCAUGUUGGAGCUGCAAAAUCUUCAAUAUUGACAUCAGUUUAACCUUUGGCUUUGUGUGAACGCCUUCUCUAAUUUUCUUAUUAGCUAGAAUAAGAGAAAGUUGAUGAAAAUGUUGCGUAUCUUUCAAAGUUUUUCAGAAAAACGUCUUUCCUCUGUGACUCUUGUUUUAGAAACACAUAAUGAGUGUUUUCUAUUCUUCUGUCUUUGAAUGCAGCGUGUUAACACAGAGCAUCGAUGACAGGUGCAUCCUGAGAUACCGAACAUGUCUGACUAAUUCUGAAUAAUUUCCCGAGCCGGGUGACAAAUUCUGCCUUCCUCCUGCACUGUGCCGAGCCGUCGAGCGUAGGCAUGCAUACAAAGCAGGGUGGAGAUUUAGCUUGGCUUGUUGUAGCGUGGCUCCCCGCCUCCCUGCAAACCGCCCAACACUUCCCUCUGUGCCUCGCUCCUCUCCGGCUCCAGCUCUCUCUCUCUCUGACAUUAAAGGGCAAGUCCUCAGAGGUUUCUAUCUGCCCCUCUGUGUCUGUCAAAGCUUCACGUCCCCUAGAGACACAGGGAUUUAAAAAAGCACAAAGAAAGGCAAAAGUGUGUGUUGGCGUGGAAGAGCCGGCAUGGGAUUUCUAAUCCUUUGACACAUCCGAAAACAUCCAAGUUGGCAAACUUUGGAAAGAAGAGAGUAACCUGCACAGUUUGUGGGAAAGGAGAAUAAAUACGCUGAAUCUGCAUGUAUAGGCCGGAUCCUUUAUUUGCUUUCAAUUCAAAUUGUACCAGGCCUUUAUUUGGAGCAGGCUUUUGUUAGAGGCAGGCCUUUGUAUCAAUUUUCCUGUGUUUGAGGAUUAUUUUUUCACAAAAGCAAUUGUGAGUGAUAACUAUAAGUACUCAGAGUACUUUGAGAAUUUAUACCAACUGUAGAGGAGCUAGCAGGUUAUUUUCGACUCGUUUUCAAAAAUCGCAGAAGAUAACAUGGGUUAUUUUUGAGGAUGUAAGGUCACUUACUCCAGGACUGAGGCAUGGAGUAGCCUGCCUGAACUAGCUCACAUGCUUCUUCCCUUUUAUUUUUCAAAUGGCAAAGAGAUAAACUGGUUUUAAACUGUGACAUUUAUCACGCCUGUCACAAUAUAAUGAUAAGUACUCCCCAUCUACACCUAAAUCUUCAUAUACUUAAUGUAGAUGGCAUUUAGUGCAGUCAGGAUGAGAGCUCGCAGUGCAGCUCUGAGCAGCAGAGAGUGGAGAUGCAGAGAUGGUCUGCAAUGUAGUACUCCCAAGACCUGACAUGAUUCAGACAUUGUGAACUCACUGUGAUCCCAGUCAUUUGAGGAGUCGAGAUGCUGGUUUUUAUUUAAGGUUUUGUGUAUGCAUUUGAUGCACCGACAGAGUGGAGCGGCUAGUCAUGAACUAAAACCAAAACAUCAUCUGAAUAAUUGAUGUAGAAAUUCAAAUAGAGAGAAAAGUUUGAGCUGGAGUUUGUGUUUGUUUUUUAUUGAAAAGUUCAUGCACAGCCUCAGUGCUAAGUCCUGGAUCGAUGCUGAGGUCCAAACUGAGUCCAUGACUCAGGCUGAAGAUCAGCUCUAAUUCUGUUUGCUGAGUAAACAGGGUUUUUCUUCCAUAGGCCUCCAAAGUGUUUUAAGAAUAACUCUAAGAUGAUGAAAGGUGAUGUUCUUCAAAACAGGAGAGCAAAAAAAAAUCAAUGAGUAUCAAUUAAUCUGCAUGUAAUUCAAAGUCAAAGUCAUGCUAUGAGUGGACAUGAUUGAGUUGAAACAUUGAGGAAUAAGCCAUCUGACUUCUAGAUAUCACAUCCUAAAACGGACUGAAAACCUGUAAAGCAGACUUUUCUUAUCAUGGGAGUACAUUUGUAAUGUGUGAGAGUUUGCAGAGAAGCCAGGUAGCAGAUUUGGACGAACAAUAUCGAUGACAUUUAACUCAACAGUCUGAAGUUAGAGCCACGCUGUCUGAGUUUGCUCUCAUUUACAUUCUCAGUCCCUCACCUUGAAACCUUUUUCCUACAGCACGCCAACUUCCUUCCUCCUCCUCCUCCUCCUCAUCUCUUUUCUUCCUCCUCCUCUUCACAAAGUCCACUGUCGUCAUAAGAUGAGUCACUGGAAGCUAAAAUCAUGAAAUCAAAAUCAGUCAGUAAAAGCCACAGAGACUUACACUUUAAUGUCUGUUUUCAUAUUUAAAUUAGUACUUCAUAUAAAGGGUGGAUGUCCAGACUCUAAGAUUCUUCUUACUCAACCUCAGAAAUUAUGUGCCGUUCCUUUAGAUUUGUUUGGGGAGAGUUCUUCAUGUUUUUUCUGCUUUUUGCCACAAAGCUAGCAGGGGAAAAAGUCCAGGCAAAGUCAGGAGUUGUCUUCGCACAAUGACUGCUGUAUUCAUGUUUUGUCCUUUACCGUGUGGGAACAGAAUCCAAAUCCUGAUUCAAAGAUAGAUUCUGGACAACUUGAGCACGAUCAUACAACCUUUACAGACUUGAAUAAAUUUUUUAAAUGUGUUUGGAUUUAGGAGUGUCCUGAUAAAACUUUUUUACUUCUGAUACGAUACUGAUAUUGUAGCCUUGAGUAUCGGCCGAUACAGUUAUUGAUCUGAUAUUAGCAUUAGUACACACUGUUGUUGUGAUCAUGUGGGCUCUGCAUGCUGGAUCCAGGCGCUGCUAGCUAGAGGUGCUGGAGUGGAGUCUGGAAUGGACUGCUUGUAUUGGAGUGCUGAUAUCAGAGAUUUUAGAUGCAGGCCGAUAUAAUCCGAUAUUUAUGUUUUAGCUGAUAUCUGACUGAUAUCUGAUAUCAAUAUCAUAUCGGGACAGCCCUAUUUAGAUUUAGCCCAUUUCCUAGACUUGGAUCUUGGGGCAGGAAGGAGAGGAAUGUUGGACUUUCAACAGGUUGUACCAUCAGUUUAAAUGUUAAAGCUACAUCGAGGGACUUUUGGUCUGUGCCAGCUUUGGCGCCCCCUGUGGACAAAGUGAUAGGAUGCUAAAGUUCCGAUUUAAGACAAAUCCCUUAUACUAAAAUGUUUAAACAGAAAAAAUAUUAACAACUAUGAAUAUUUGCCAAAGAACUCUGUUUCCCAUCCUGUGGUCUGACACCUGCCCCCUUCCAGGAGGUUCAGGUUUUUAAAUGGAAAUGUCGGCUUGUUUCUGAUCAUCAUAUAAAGCAAGGGACUGUGCAUUUCUAAGUAUUUGAAAGGCCUUAUGUUCAGAUUUUACCCCCUCAUCAGCAGUGUGCUUGGUUGCAUUAAAAAGAACACAGUGUGAUUAAAUAUGCUGACGGCAAAACCGGUGUGUGUAUGUAUGUCUGUGUGUGUGUGUGACUGUGGUUGGUCUGCUUUUGUCCUUUUGCUUUGUUAUACUUCUCCGCUCUGUGCUUUUCAUCUCUUUCCUCCUGGGUGUUUUUGUGUUUGUGAUGCCUGUCGUGACUCUGCGCAGCACUGAUGCUUCUUUAAAUUAUUAACAGUUACUAACUUUUACACGGAGGCAAUGUGAUUUCAGAAUAAAAGAAGCCUUUGUGCGAAAAACACCGAAGGGUUCAAGCUGAGGGGGCAGAGCACAAAGCAGAGAAAAUAAUUAGCGGUGACAAAGGUUAAAAGAUGAGUGCACAUUAUGGAAAACCUGUUGUACAUUUUGUAGAAGCACCGCGGUUCGAGAGCAAUCUCUGUGGGUUGAAUUGCUCUUUUUUUAAUAUGACUCAAACUGCAUUUACUCCGGGAAGCUGCAAACUGUGAAGCAGAGAAACAACGGGAGCUCUCAGAUCAGGAAAACAAAGCCAGUCCUCGGCUGCCUGCGGUCCAACCACUCCAAACUUUCCACCUCUGAUCAUCCGCAGAGGCUGACUGACGGAGGACUGAGGGGGUCUGAGCCGGGGACAGAUCAACCACAGGCUUGAUACACGUGGUAAAAAGACACGUUCCUGACAAACUCUACAUACUGUUGCUAUUUCAAGAGAUUAAACUGGUGAAAACUUGCUCUGUCGACCACAUCUAUGAGAGGGAUAUUUUGAAAAAAAGAUUAAAUGAAUUCUGAGAAUAAUUUGUCCUGAAACAUCCAUCUUAAGCACAGCCAUACUGAGCCAAAAGCUCCAUUAAUUAGCCCAUUUAUUCAGCAAACAGUACAUUAAACAAUUACUGUUGGAUGUCAGACAAUAAUUCAUAUCUAUGCUACAUCAUUUUUAUCUUAAAAUCUGGGCUAUUAGAUUUAAAAAAAAUAUCCACAAAUCAAUUUCUAAACAAGACUAAUUUUUUGCCGUUUUAGCCAUCAUCAGUUUUUUAUGUCUAAGUGGAUUGGCAUAACCACCUGCUUAUAGUUCAGUAUCCUGCUUAUUAUCAGACUACCAAGAUGCCUGUUGUCAUAAAUUAUCUAUACUAGUAUGAUUGAUUUUUAGAGCUUUAAAAAACUACUGCUAUGAUGACUGUUUCUUAUCGGCCUCCUUGCAAGAGGAGUUAAUUUUAAAGGAGACGUAAAAUACCCCCUAGUUUCCCUCUUUUAAUCUGUCAGUCUAGGACAACCAAGGAGUAGUUUUGCAUGAUUUGCAGCUAAUUUAUCUUCCACUGGUAUCUGUGGACACGCUUGUUUCAGCAUUUUUCAGCCCCUGCCUUGAGGGUGUUACUUUUUACACAGCUGCAUUGCCUUGAAACAAUCUGGAACUUUUACAGAAAACGGUUGAGUCUAGACAACCCCAGAUUUCACUAACAGCUGAGACACAAUCCAGUUUGUUUUGGCCUUUGUUUACUAAAGAGUCAUUCAUAAAAACUUCAAAAUAACAGUUAUAAGCUACUUUCUUUCAAUCUUUCGUCAUCACAGCGACUCUCCUGGCGAAAGCGUACAACGCUACUAUGCAAGUGGUAGUUUCAGGAAGUGGAGAAAAUCCUGAAAGUACAGAGAGCAAUUCGGCUUCAAAUGAGCUCAGUGAAGGCGGAUUGAUUUGAUGUGACUUCUAUAAUCGGGUCGUACCCUGCAUUAGUUUUGCUGCUCACUAUUAAAUCACUGUUAUUACCUGUAUUGACUGAUCAGAAUCAAGUGUUUAACACAGCCGAGGAAUAACAGAGAACAUAUUCCUCAGGGAGUUUAAACCUCAUUAGUUUUAAUGUCUAUUAAAACUUCUUCAAUGAAGUUAUAAACUAAACGAACUCGUUUUCAUUUGUUUUCCUUUGAGAUUGACGAUUGUUAUUCUUUCCAUGUCUUUGGGAUUGAAGUUACAUAUCUGAAAACAGCCUGUUAAGGGAAAAGACAGAUCUACUGUGGUUUUUUUUUAUAUUGUACAUCAUAAAUUCUUUUCUAGUCUGGCUUGUCAUGAUUAAAAUUUCGUUCACUGAUCACAAAUCUUGUUCACGAGUCUGAAUACAAACCACUUUGUCAGCAGAUAAAUAAAUAAACUCGACUCCAACUACAGAUGGGAAAAAGUUCUCGAUGAAAGCGAUGCAUUAAUGUCACCCCGACUCUGUUUCUCAGAUCUUAGAGAGAUUUCCUCCAGCACAAAGGCUGCAGAUUGUUUUGAUCGACAGAGUGCGAGGAUGAGAAAAUGUAAUGGCCUCACUCGGGAGGAAUAUAGGAAAACAGGCACCAGGGGAAAUAGGACAAAUAUGAGAUUCAGAGCGAAGCAGAGGAUAGAGGAUGAGAGAGGUUUUUAAACCGGGCAGAAAGAGAUUAAAGAAGAUCUCAGGCAAGCGAUGUAACCUCUGAGCUCCAGAUUCGACCGACGUCUUUCUGCUGCAGACUUCAUCUAUGAUUUAACUGAUUUGAUUACAAAGGUUUAAUGGAUCCAGACCUCCACUUCAAAACAUCUGCUAUUGCAUUUCUGAGCUGCGUUUCUCAUUUUAUCGUCAGGUGAUAAUUAUGUUGUCAGUGAAUCGAGUCCAUGGACAAAGAUUUCUCAGAAUAAACAGAAAACUGUAAUUAUGUUCCACGCUGGAUUUACAAGGAGACAUAUAGAGUUGGUGGUGACGGACAAAGUGCAGCACUGACACACUGGAGUCUCAGGAAAAACCUUUGUGGUUCAGCUUAAAGAAAGACGCUAGAUAAGGUUUCACCUCAAUUUUUGAUGUUUUGCUAGUGUUAACCAUAACCAUAAAGAUUUAACCCUUGUGCACCCUUCUAAUUUUACACUCUUUCAUCCUCUUCUGGCUGUUUUUAGCCACUAAUUUUAGCUGCAGUAAAAACAUAUCAGAGAUAUUUUUUAGAACUUUUUUUUUCUCAGAUCUCUUCAUCAAGCUCAGUCCUGAUAAAAAAAUACUGCAUUUUUUAAAAAAGAUAUUGGUUUUAAACCUUUAAAUGCCAGUUUCAGAGGUGAUGUUACUGAUUUGAGAAAAGAAAACACACGAAAUGACUGAAACUUUGCUAGGACCCUAUAUGUACUUAGUUAGGUGCUGUUCUGAGCAUUAUUUGUGGCUAUAGAGUGGCUUUUUGGUUUAGGUUUGUAUGUGGAGACGUAGACAGCUGUGUUUUGCUAUCAUGCGGUCAUCGCUGAAGUUGGUGUAACUAGAGAAGCAAGCAGCCGGCAACAUUCAUCUCUUUAGGGGGUGUCUAACUUGGUGUUACGGUGUGUUUGACCAUAACUUAAAUUUACGCUGGAAUAUCCCUUUAAAGGAAGCUCUUCCUCUUUGCUGUAACUUGCAAAACUCUGCAAAGAGCUUCUCUCAUGUGGUUGAAGAUGGGAUGGGAGUGAGUCUGAACAUUAAGAUAUAUGCAGGAGUGUUUGUGCAUCAUGUUCAGUGUCAGUAAGUUCAGUGAGAGUAAUUCGAUUACUCACUUUCGUCCAGUGAUUCCUGGUUUAUGCAGCAUGAUUUGCACUUUUCAGGAGUUCCAGUUCACCAUUUCAGUCUGAGACAUAACAGGUUACAACAUGCAGACGUCCUUAUAUUUGAGGCCAAGUCUGCAGAGAUUCUUUCUCUUGAAUUUAUGUGAUUUAAAAAGAGCAUGUUACAUUCAGACCCUCAUCACAUCACUAACAGGUUUACUAAUGUACAAAGAUGCUCACUUGGAGUUUAUUAAUUAGUCCAUUUCUUUAUCAGCUCAGAAAAGUGUUUUCUUGUCCUUUUUGUCGCCUUUAAAACCACCAUAAAAGCUUCCUCCUGUGUGAUCUUUCAGUUUACAGCAGAUAAAUGUUUUUGCCGAAGUCAUUUCCCCCUCUGCCGGGUAAUCCAAACACCCAGAUUACACGUCAAAAACGGAUCAGAUCUGUCCCGGUCGCUGAUAUUCUCAAUCCAGGUGACACAUGUAAUCUUGUAAACACACAAGGCCGCGGUGGGGAUAUUGUACAGCCUGACUUAUAGCUGCACAAUAAACCAUCCUUUAAAAAGAAGAAUUUCAAGCAGACAGGCGGGCGAUGUGUGAUAGAUUAGUCGUGUCAGGUUUUAUAUCAGCCAUUUAAGUUGUCACCCCGCACAGCAAACAGCCUCGCAGGCAGACGGAGCGCUGCACAUUUCUGCACACCGAGCUUUUCUUCUUCUUCUUCUGCUGCAGGAAUAUUUAAUAAAGUUGCUGACUUUGACUGAGUGAUUGUACUGCUCUGACAGGUGAAAAAUAAAGACAGGGGACCAGACAGCAUGUAAGACACAUUACCAGCCUCACAGACACCAUGUCCUUUACUGUGUCCUCUCACAUAUUUGUCCUUCUCCGGUCAGAUAGUCAUCCAUAUCAGCCACACUCAAUAAACACACUCUGGAUGUCUCAUUGUCUCGUAUUGGGGUCUUCCCUCAGGCGGUCCUCGCCGCAGCAGCCCCUCCCUCUCUAAUAGUAUUUCCUCAUAUCAACCAGCUUAUCAAAUCCAAAUUCACAUGAUGGAUAAAUCUGCUCAGGCUGAUGCGCUGAAGUGUCGCCUGCUGCUAUCAAUCAGCGCUUUUCCAGGUGAUUGUGUCCUGCUGGGAUGUAUGACAUUAUGAGGUCCAUUUGGAGACCCAGCUGAGUUACAAUGGAUCCAAUCGCUCAAAGUCAAUUUCCGGCAUUGCUCGCCUUUUCCUGGAGGAGCGGGUUUAACCAUCCUCACGUCUCCUCUGCAUCAUAUGCCCUCCAUUUCCCAUCCUCAUCACUCAGGAUGUACAGCCCACUGUUCCCCCCAUGUUCAUGUAAGUGAAUGUGUAGUUUAUAUUUUUAUGUUACAUGCAGGCUGUCUGCACACAUGGAUACGCUUUAUAGUGACAUUUAAAGACAGGUCAGCUGAAUAAAAAGCAGUUUAAUAUCUGUGGGCAAAACUUGAGCUGAACAUGAGGUUCGCUUCAUCGACUCUGCUUGUUUCUCCAACACCAGGGAAGAGUUCAUGACAUCAUGACGGAGACUGUUAGAUCACAAGUUUGCAUCAAUGCACUGCCCGCUGCAUUACCUGCCAAACCUGACUAAGCCCCUCCCCCAAGGUAAAGGGAUUUUACUUGGUCCUGUGACUCCCUCUUCAACCUUCAAACCCUUAAAAGCCAAACUAAGAGCUUAUCUUUUACACUGUCUGACACGCAGCAGCAAUAAUUCUGCUCGGAUUUCUUUGGUAACAUUUGAAAGGCUGUUUACCGAAGAGAAACCUGCAGAAGCAGCAUGAAGUUAUUAUUCAGCAUGACAUUGAAAAGGUCAGACUACCCAGAGAAAGGAGAAAGAAACCUAGCAGUAAUUCGGAGCUCUAGGUAUAUGAGUCAAUACAGCGUGAAGAAACAGCAUCUCAGGGUUUCCUGCAAGAGCGUCAGGCCAAAAAAAAAAAAAGAAAAAUCUACGCCAUGGUGGGUGACAGAGAGAAUGGGACUGUUUUUAAGAUUUAUACUCUGCAACCAAGUUUUUCUCUGUUAGAAGAUGCACAAUACUGUCCCGAAAAGAUGCCAGGCUCAGAAUAAACAGUGAGAUUAACAUGAGAUUAUAGUUUUUGUUUAGGCUGUGGAAGACAUCACGAAGAAAUGACUCAAAAAAGCCUGUCCCAAAUAAAGGCAGGGGGGAGUUCACAGACUGAAACAAACAAAAAUAAAAUUAUAUGCAGUGUACAACACCUUUAGGCUUACAGAAAGUGGUUAUACAGUAUAUUAGGGUGACCAAAAAGAGGACAUGACUAAGUGGGGGCAGAGACACAGCCACAUGUAGUUAAUUUUGAGAGUUUUUUGGGUCAGAUCGAGUGUUUGAGACAGUAAGACAAGUAAGACACAAACUAAAAACUUCCAUACAAAACCCCCUGACAUUUAAAGCAUUUUAUAAACUCCCCCAUACAAAGCCAGACAAGGCCAGACAAGGCUGGACAGGCUGGACAAAAAGAGGAAAUGUCCGGGUAAAAGAGGACACAUGGUCAUCCUACAGCAUGCAAAAGAAGAAGGAAGUAGAACAUGAGACGGCCUACAAGAAAAAACAAAAACACUGUGAGAAAUGGUUUGCAGUUACAUACAGUGUUUUACCAGCCAGUUGCAAUUUGAAAUUUCUCUAAUUUUGAUUUCAGAACUGUUUUUCAAGUCCAUAUAAAUGAUGCAAAGCUGUUCUGACUAGAUUUGGGAAUCAAAUGAAUGCAAAGAAGUCUACUUUAUCAUCUUGACUUUUAGAUUUAUUGUUCAAAGAAAUGCUGCGCCGCCACACUAGAGUGAUCUCAAACCACGGCUGAGAGGGAGGAGACAUCUUCACAGGACUAACCAUGUCAAAAACUGGAUUUAAUAUUUUCAAAGGAUAAAACCAUCACAAAGUAAGAAAUGUGCAGGAGUGCAGCUGCAAAAUAUUAAAGAGUGUGAGAAAACUCACUUGUGUGCACAAUGUCAUCCCUUGUUUGCACACGAUAAUUAAUUUGUGCACACAAGAUAUAAAGCCUGUGUGCUCAUGAUAAUUAGCUUGCAUGUGUGUGCAGCCUCGAUAUUGAACUAUUCACUUCUUUGUACAACACAGUAACUCAUGCAUAUACAAGAUUUAAGAAAAUAUCUCAGCGGCAAGAUAUGUAAAGUACCUUUGGUGCGCAAGAGGAUUAACUUCUGGGUGAAGGAUUCCUGAGGUUAAAUUCAUGUUUAAUGAAGAUAAAGAGGGAGUUGAUGCAUCAGUGAUGCUAACAAAAAACUGACUCACUCAUUGUCAUCAUUAUUCAUCGGCUAACAGCUGACAGGGCUCUAAGUUUGAAUAUUUAUAACAUUGAACGUUUGAUUCCUCGACACCAACACAAAAAUAAGAAGACACACCAAGGUCCGGCUUUAUCAAACUGCAAAGAACGUUGAACAUUUGCAACGUGUCAUUCAGAGAAAUAUUUCUACAUUAACAAACACAGAAAGCAUCAUUAUUGGAAAUCACUGCAGAGAAAGCCCCUAACAAAAAAAAAAGUCCUUAUAAAAAAUUCAGUGGAGGAAAAGUUUACUAGUCUGAAAUAAAUCCACUGAAGUACACAGUGUUAGUGAAAUCCACACCGCCACAGAGCUGUGUUAGAUUUCAGGAAUUUAAUCUCCUCACGCUGAGGUCUCUCCGACUCAAACGAGAGAGUUUGAGGCUUUUAAAUGCCAAUUUUGAUCUGUCAGAAAAUGUUUUUUUUCAGCCACUUUGUGGCAUUUGCAGUCCUGACAAGAAUCACUCUCAGUUAUUGUGACAUUAUGAAUUAAGGACACAGAGCUGAUAUUUCUCUGCAGACAGACAUUCAACACCUCAGCGCCAAUGUUUGUGUAAAUCUAAACUCUGUUUGGCAGUUUUUCAGCCCAUUCAUUCAUGUACUAGUCCUACAAUGUUUGCUCUGCAGACACUGUCUCAAGUGAGGUACAUUUGAGAGUUAGUACAAGACGAGCAGCAGUCUAAACAGAAGGAAACAGCAUGAGCAAAAACAAAGUCCUAUCAGGUAUAGUGAUUCUGACUGCAGCCAUGAGAAUAAAGAACAGAGAGAGCAGGAGAGACUCAAGUAACCCCGUGGUGAGUGUUAGGAGUGUUACCGUGCCUUCACACCUAGCACCAGUGUUGUUUUUGGCAGGCAUUUCAGAUUUAGUUUUCGUCUUAGUCAUUUUGACGAAAUGCUUCUUCGUUUUAGUCCCAUUUUAGUCAUUUCUAUCCUUGAUAGUUUUCGUCUAGUUUUAGUCCGACGAAAACUCAAAAGGUUUUAGUCUAGUUUUAGUCGACGAAAAGGUGCCUUUUGAGGUUCGUGGUGUUCUUUCCCGACAGUUUGAACCCGCAGCAUGAGGAAGCUGUGGCUCCACAACUGUCGUCUGUCUCGUCUCCCCGUCCAAGACAUUGUGUUUUAUUGUCACUUGGACUGUAUCUGAAGUAGGACCAUAAAUCAUCCCUCUUUUUUUGGCCACCGGGAACCGCUGCUGUGCCUGCCACCAAGGUGUGUGUGUGCGCGCCUCGUCUACCUGCCGCUCUGUGUAUGUGUAUGAGUGUGUGCGCGCAGCUGUCCGCGAGUGAGGCUUUUGGUGUGUGUGUGAUGGGGGCGUGACUGUUAGGACAAAAAAAAAAGCAUGUUUUGAAACUUUGUUCGUCCACCUAAUAACAAUUUAGUCUCGUCUUGUUCUCGUCUGACGAAAAUGAAUACAAUUUUCGUCACAUUUUAGUCUUUACAGAGCUUUGGUGACGUUCGUCUUAGUCUCAUUUUCGUCUAGGAAAAAAGGGGUCUGACGUCGUCAUUUAAGUUUUCGUCCUGCCUGACGAAAACAACACUGCCUAGCACGGGUAAAAUCAUCUACGUGCUUAACUUGCGCUUAUCUAGACGCGUGAAUGAAUAGUAUUUACUAGCCUCAUUUCGAGCAAAUCAUUUAGCCCAUUCACUCCAUUUGCUUGUCAACACAAAGCUGUGGAUAGCCAUUUAAGCUAAUCUCAACAGAGAUCCUUGCCAAUUUAACCGGCUGAAUCAAGUGAUAGACAAAGGUUUUUCACAACUGACCAGAUAAUACGACCUCCUCACUCACUUUCCUCCAGAUGAGCUCCUUUUUAGUCCCUUUUUUAUAAAAAAAACAGCUCAGGCUACUUGCACACCGACAUGAUAAGCUUGUCCUCCAUCCUCCAUGUUUUCAUGCGUGAUUGGUUAUCACGACACAAAUAUUUGCUGAAGUUGAGAUAUAUUCAACUCUCACGAAUUCGCAUCACUUGCGAGAAUGACUCGCUCAAUUUGCGUGGUUCGUGCAACCCCAUUCCUGUACGAGCAUCGAAUCAGGUCUUUGCAUUGACAUGACAUGGAAUUCAUUCGCGUGAAUGAUUUCACUCGCGCUUGGUGUGAACUCGCACUUGGUGUGAGUGGCAUGAGCACUUCAAGACCUGCUUUUUAACUCAAUGAGGGUAUGUGGGGCAGACCCUGCAGCCACAUCACUGUUUGCAGAGUUGCACCAUGGGAUAGCAUAAACAAUGCAUGGAGGCAUGAAGCAAUACAAUACUAUUCCAAGAUGAUACAGAAAGCUGAAUGACUGAAUUUCAUUUCUCUUGACUCUGUUGUGUUGUUUAAACCACUGCACACAGCAGCAUCCAUUAACAGAUUGAACACAGAUGACGCUGGCAUGUUGCAGAGCCUCUGGGUGUGAGCUCAGAGCCUGAUGAGGUUAGGAAUAAAAUCCAUGACUGAGACACUCAAAUUAAAUUAUUUUGGUUUAAAUGAUGCAGCUCCAGGACUAAUGGGUUCGGUAAUUGGAACGCACGGCGCAAGAAAUCUCGCAUUUAAUUGCACUGAGUCAUCGACACCACACUUAGCACACGUACACAGCAGUUAGGUGAGGGCGCAGCUUUGUGCAGAUGUUAGAAAUGUUAGAAAGCUCUGAAAUGAAUCCAAACCUGCAAAGUUCAGCUGAAAGGUCAGAGCUGAUAUUACCUGAGCUAAAUAGCAAGAUUCAGGAGCACAGACACAAAUGAAAAACUGGUUAUUCAUGACCUCUGCGUACACUGUAAGCCUGUGAACACCUCAGGGCUGAUAAAAAACAGCAUUUCACGCAUAACGUAAUCACGCCGUUCUUUUGAUUAAAUCAGGGACCUUAAGUCGUCUCUGGAAAAAAAAAGAUUCAGAGUCCCGAAAUCGAUUCUCUUUGGCUCCUGAGCUCGACAAAAUGAAGUCAUUUUACCUCUGUGCAGAAAGGAGAGAGGGAUUUAGAGGAGGGAUGUAAAUAAACACUGGGACAGAGAAGGAGGGGAGAUAGAGAGGCAAAAAAGGGGUCUGAAUGUUUUCUCCAACGAGAAAGAUAAGACUUAAGAGGCAGCGAGAAAUUGAGUCUGGCCAGUGUUGUAAAACGAGUUUGACACGGUGUAUGAAAAACACAUUGUACACCGCGGAGUUCACUGGUCCUCUAAAUUGUUAUUUAUUAAUGUAAAUACAACUUUAUUGGUCUGUUUUUCCCUGACUUCUUUUGUGGGUUGUUUUUCUGCAUUACGAGCUCGUAAGUGGACAAGCAGACAUUUAAUCAUCCUCUAAAAUCACAAAAUAAACCUUUGGAUUAGAGUCUCUCUGAGGCAUAUAACCGUUAAUACCAAUACAGCAACAUUUGGUGAAUCACACUGACUCACUUUCCCUCUAACAGCUGUACACCAAGACUUUUACUACUCAUAAGCCACACACUGUAAAAACAUUGGAUUUAAGCUCAAAUGUGGUGUAUUUACUAGUUUUCUGAAGCUCAAAGUGACCGCAUUUGGACAAGGGAUGGGGAAGAGUAAAUGCUGAAUUAUUAAAGCCAAACAAUCUUUGCCCUGCUAAUUUGUUGGCCCGCUAAUGAGCUAUUUAACCAACAUGUUUACCCCAGAAUGAGAUUCUGUUUGUGGUGCAUGGUAGCUGACCGGGUUUUUGAUUUAUUAGACCAAACUAGCCUGCAGAACUGAGAGGACCCACGGCUUGCUGGGGAGCAGAGAAACGGGGUAAAUGGGAAAAAAAAAAAAAAAACAACAAUCUUUUCAUCACAGUUUCCCUGGAAAUCCAGCAACAACCCUGACACUCAUGCACAGACUGCUGCAAAUAAAUGUAAAAAAACUGGAUGUGUGGCAUCAGAGCAAGCAGUGCAGAACAGUGUGUGUCGAGCUCCUACUGUGUGCUAACAAGCUGUGCCUCUCACACACUGGGACACUAAUAUUACACCUUUAGCAAGGACGUCCCUGAAAAAGACGUGGCUUGGAUGACAGUAGGGCUAGGCGAUAUAUCGAAAAUUUACAGAUACAUAAAUUUAUGACAAGAACCAACGUCAUUUUGCCCAUGUCAAUAUAUUCAGUGUAAAAAAAAAAUAGAAUAAUGGUUAGUUUUGGAUGUGUAUAGGUAGGCUAUGGUCUCAUGUCCCUUUUAAGACGCUGUCCUACGUCAGAGACGUGACUCCACCCCAUCCAGUCCGUAACAAAGAGGAAAGACAGGUGAGGAGAUGGAGGACACUUCAAAAGUUGGAGCGGCUGGAGCGGCUGCUGAAGUAGACAAAGUUAAUGUGGGAGAGGGUGAACAGAUUGUGGAGUAGUUAUCGUCCAUUUAUUGUUAUCGAGGUGAACUGCUCAAUAUAUCGUGAUAUUGAUUUGAGGCCAAAUCACCCAGCCCUACAUGGCAGCUUGUGUCGCUGAUGGAGCAGGAGGAGACCUGUUAAAGGUCUGGGUGAAGAUAAGGGCCAGCUGGUCAGUACAGAGGGGGGCACGCAAUCAGGUCCCGGAGCCUUCUUGAUCUUGUACCAUCUCUUAACUGAUCUGUAGGGCAGGUAGGGUUGAACUGGGAUGGCUGACUGAUUAUGAGUCCAAAACUGUUUUUGUAUCAGGCUGCAAACUCCUUUAUUUCUGCUUUAAAGUUGGACAUUUUAACAUGAGGAUCUACGGGGAUUGGCUCCCAUCUGGAGACAGCCUCUAGUGGACACUUUGGGUACUGCCAUUUUUGGCACAACUGUGUCUUUUAUUUUAAACCUAAUGGUCUUUGCCAUCACUUGACAGUGUUUCCUCUAGAAUUUUUUUUACCCCCGUUCUCUUGCCGCUCAAGGAGCUAUGCUGUUACAUUCAUGUUACGCUACCCGCACUGCUCGCUAUCAAGACCAUGCAAAAGCUUGAACGCUAUCCUUCAAAUUAAUGGAAGAGGGUCUGACACUCAUGUUAUUGCCAAAGCAAAUUCCUAUGUGUUUUACACAAUGGUUAAUAAAGGAAUCUGAAUCUGAAUCUGAAUGACUCAAAACAAGUCGGAAAUAACUCUGUGUCCAUCGUGCUCAUACAGUGUGAGUAGAAAUCAUUAGUGGCGCAUUGAUAUUACUGCUACUAAAGCUAGCCUAUUAAUGCUACUCGCUAUAUAGAGCGUAUGUAAGCUUGAACGUUACCUUUCACAUUGAUGGAAGAGGGUCCAACAUGAUUUGAUGCCCUCGUUAAUGACUCAAAACAAGUCGUAAAUAACGUUGUGUGUUGUGGUGCUCACACAGUGUGUGUAGAAAUCAUUAGUGGCGCAUUGAUAUUAACGAUAUUGUGAAAUUUCAGUUGCGGCGCAUGUAAUUCAGCAGCAGCGCACCAAAUGUAGGGGAAACACUGCUUGAGUUCUGCUUCAGUCGACCUAAUAAAAUACUAAAUCUGGGGUCAAUAGAGGUCAUUACCAGCCAGGCAAAUUAUAAAAGCUUUAUAAUUAGAGCAUGAAGGAACUACAUGCCUUUGAGAACUGGGUGCCCUUGUGCAUUCAUUUUUUCCUGUUACCUGCAUCAUCCCUGCACAAUAAGUGUCCUUUAGAUUUCUGCAUUGUGAGCCAAUAACAGUUUUUAUUGAAGAGAAAAAAAAGGCUGCGGAUAAGUAGAGUGACAAGGCUUCAAUGCUUUAGUGUUAUUUUCUUUCCUUUAUUUCCCUCAUUGUGAUUGUAUCCUGUCAGGAGGUGAAUGAGCUCAGAAAAAAAGAGAGUGAAACAUGAAGAAGUCGUUUUCAGAGGCAGCUGUUGUUGAUGAGGUAAAGUUCAGGAGGAGAGGUGCAGAGCUAUGCGUCUCUACUUUUUGCUUUUUAGCCGGGUGCAUAAACAGCCCUUUUAGACUUAAGGUAAGGGUACAAAGGUUUUCCUCUGCAGUGACGUUUGGGUGAAUUUCUCAAAGCUAAAAUGUGCUCCUUAGAACUCAGAUGAUAAACCAAUCCUUUUGGACAAUAAAGCCCAAAGCCGGCUCCUUUAGGAGGGGCCUCCCGAGGCUCCUCUGCAGAUAAACGUUGGCUCGGAGCAGCACCCGGGGUGAACGUGAAGUGAUAAAACAUUUUCUGCUUUGGAGCUGUUAUCGUAAUGAAGACGAAGACAUUCGAAUGGAAAAAAGUCAAAGAAACAUUUUCUGCAUUGAGUCAGAAUCCCGCCUCCUCCUCCUCCACCUCUUCCUCCCUCUUGUGCUGUAGCAUCUGCCUCCUGAUUAUUGAACAAGACAGAUUAGUGUUUUCCUGACUAGAGAGAGUGACGCUUGGCCAUUAUUCUGCUCAGAUUUCCACAGAGACAUGUAAAGAAAAGGAAUACAUCUGAAUUUUUUGACUCUGCUGAAACCUUUCACUAAGUGCAUUAUUAGAUAUAUAAAGGUUUACACAGGGUUUGUAGUCCUCCAGGGGAGCCCAGUUUUCUGCUUUGAGCAAAGAUCUCCAAGAUUACUGCUUACUUGUGUGGAAACCGACUUUUAUGCAGAUAUGUUUUGCACAUGCAUGCCCCAAAAAUGAGAUUUCUGCAUCACAGCAGUGACUGUAGAUCUCCUUUGUUUAAUAUUUUUGGCUAAAAAUGACAAACUCAGCAGAGGUUUGUGCUGUAGCAUAACCAGGCUAGACUAAUGAGAAUGUGCAGCACAUAAAAGAGUCAAUUUUUUAUUGCAUGCACAGAUGGCACUCUUGUGUUUGGGGUCCAAAUAUGCAUGUUCUGUGAGCAAAAUUAACAUCCCAAUACUGCAACUUUGAUUUACACAGAGCAUCAUGGGUAAUUCUCGUAAAAAAAAAAAAAUAAUAGAGUAAUUAUGAUUUGGUGGGGAAAAAAAAUCAAACUUUACUAGUUUAAAAAGAAAAACAAUAACAACAUCAAAAAACAGGAACUUUCUUGGACUAAAGUCUAAACUUCACUAUUCUGCUGUGAAUCAGAGAAACACGCCUGGGUAUGCUCUGUAAUACAAGAUCAGUGUGUACGUGUGUUUUGUGUGUUUCUGCAAAGACAAAGUACAAAUAAAAAUACAACAUCAAAAGUUCAGAACCAGGCAGAUUUUUUUUUCCUGCAGUAAAAGGAAAGAAAACAAUUCAUACUGAAAGCAACAUCCACUAAUGACCUGCUACAGAGGAGCCACAGCUGAUGGUAAAAACUCCCCGAGAACAAAACUACAAAACUCAGUUGUUGUAGGAAAUAUCACAAUGACAACUUAGAGAAAAUAAAAAAAUACAGAUGAUCCAACAAAUCCAAACAGGAACAGUAACAGAAACUGGCUCCAGAUAUUGACUAAUCUGGAGCCAGCAGGCUUUGUGAAUGCAGGGAAAAUAGUCUGUAUGGAGAGCAAAAGCAGGCAGAAGAAAGUACAUCAUACUGAAGUAGUAAUUUGAUGAUGAAGUGAGACAAUAAGAGGUUUGUACAAAGGUUUCAAAAGUCCAGACAGGAAUUUCAAGUAUCUCCGGGUUUUGUUUGCAAGCAAGGGCUGAGAGAGUCAAGCCAGGAGCCACUUGAUCCACGUACCGACCCGCACCAUUUUUCCUGAGCUCUGGGUUGUGACUGAAAGAAUAAGACAACCAACUAGAGAGUGUUUGAGGCUCGGACACCUGAAGUGGUUUGGGCAUUUAAUAAAGAUGCCACCAGGUCCCCUACCUUUAGUGGUGUUCCAGACUCGUCUCUCUGGAAAGAGACUUUAAGGUUGGCUCAGAGCUUGUCAGAGAGAUUUUGUGUGUCACCAGGUCUGGGGACACCUUGGGAUCGAAGAGAAGGAGCUGGAGAGUGCUGCAAGGGAGCAAGAGAUCUGGGUCGACUUGCUUAGACAAGUUACUUAAAUAUAACUCCAAGAAAAUGGUUGGAUGCAUGUACAGGGAAAUCUCACAGUAAGAUAUUGUCACAGUAUUAAAGCCACAGUACGGUAUUAUUGCGGUGUUUACUUCUUCCGCAGUAAAUAUAAAAUGCCUUGCUUGCGUUUUGGUUUGGCAUCACAUAUCUUUUUCUGGGUGAUGGUUCGUCAAGUGGCUUCUCAUAGUAUUUGGCGUUCCUUGACUUGUAGACAAUCGCGGUCUGGCAGUGUCUGGAAACAGUUUCUCCACUCUGCUACCCCUCUGUGCUUUCUGCCAUCUCUUCCUGCACUGUGCAGGGAAUCAUGGGAGAUGUGGUUUGCAUCUCAGACCGGCCCAUUCAAUAGCUGGCAGGAGUACUCCAAGUUCUUGUUUGAUACUGUCACAUACAACAGCAUUAUCGAGUUUUGAAACUGGAAUACCGUGGUAUUUACAAUACCGUUACAUCACUGAUAUACAAUCUUGGAUUUCUUCCCAACAGUUCAUCAUGAUACAACCAUAAAUUAAUGAUUUUUUAUGAAUGGGGGUUUGUGUGUGACCUCCUGCCAAUAAGCAUUUCAAAAGUUGUUUUCUUCAAGUUUGAUGAACCUGACAAAACUUGAUUUUAAACUUUUUACAAAUCUGCAUUAUGGCAUUACUGCAGCAAAUUUGGGACCUAUUAAUUACAAGAAAACUGCAGAAAACUCUGUGUCUUUAUCAGGUUCAUACUGCUAAAGUAAAUCAGAGAGCACUGAAACUAAGGCUUGCAGAAAAAGCAGUCUUGGCUAAUUGUAAAAUCCUGGCUGUGUAGGAAUGCCCAAAAAGUCUUCCACUACACCCAGAAGGAUCUAUCAGUGUUGGAUGACACCAAGUUGGUCCAGAGAUUGGGGUCACAUCAACGUGAAAAUGACUCAGCUGUUUCGGCUGCUCUCAAAUCAGACUUUGGGAAAAGCUGUCCAGCAGCCGUCUGAUUGGCCCUCCACUUCAGAAAGAUCGUUUGACUUUGAGAGUAACCUUGGAGCAAAUCUGGACUCGAGUGCUGUGAAAUUGUUUGCUUAUGGGACUGUGGUAAUAGAAGAUUUCUGACUGACGUAGAAAUCUGCUGAGCAUUAAUGUGAUUAUUUUUCAUAUUCUACGAGCUUCCUGCGGAGAAAAUUGCUCGGGUACAUGAUGAAACAGAUUUUUUGAGUGAGUAAUGCGAGAUGACAUGUUCGUACACGGCGUCGCACUUCAGAUUCAAUUUUUCACAGAACUGACACGCACACACACACAGACACACACAGUUACAGAGAUACUCUGCUUGUUUAACAGUUGGUUAAUUGAUUUCCCUCUGGAAACUGGAGAUAAGACGUUAUUUCCUCAUUGUGCAAACAGCAAUGGUAGGUUUGUUUUCCACCACAACAUUUUAAUCUCACGUUUCAGCGAAUCUAUGAUGCAACACUUUGAGUCACUGCAUUAGAUUUGACAUUUUUUGAAGGAGAUGAUCAUGCUUUUUUGAUGACAAUAUCUAGGUUUUAAACAUACUGUAUUUCUCUAACUUACAUCAUUAUUAUGCUGCAUUGUUUUGGUAUCAAAUUCACUUUAAUCUGGUCUGAUCCAGACUUUUUCUUCUACUCUGAAUCAGCCAUUAGGGUCCCAUCAAUCACUCUUUACCUUUACCAUCCCCGGCUCAUUAUUAGAGGAAAGCAGACAAAACACAACAAAAGGCUGUUUUUUUUUUUUUUUUAUGUUUGGCGUGCACCAAAAUAUCCUGCAGACUCACACACAAACACUUUGUACUUCUGCUCACCAAAAACAAACCCAGCAUUGCCUCAUACAUUUUCUUAAUGCUCAAUUUGGCUGCAAAGCUUCCUCUGUAAUUACACAGGAAGCACAGACUGAUAAGUGACUGCGCCCUGCAGAACGGACCAGUGUUUACUUUGGUCUGGCUCCUGAAAUAUUUACAGCCAAUGAAUAUGAGAGCAGAGAGGUGUCCAUCGCUCCGGCUGUGAUGUAAAAGCGUAUCAGUGCAGGGGGAAAACAAAGCGAGGUUACGGUCAGACGUAAAGUGGUGUAGGAGCUUAAUGUCAGGGCAUUAGUCUCUGUCAGAGCGCCGUUACAAGGCGGUGUGUGAGGCGCUGUGCUAUCUGGAGAGGAUCCAGCCGUGUCAGCAGGGCGAGAACAGGCUCAUUUACCUCCAGUCAGCUGCCGCCUCACAUCACAGGGACAUACUCAAACUCAAGGACCGAGUGUUCAGGAGUAAUCUGACAGGAUUAUGGCUCAGAUCUUCAAAAUAAGCCACUCAAGAGAUAAAAGGAUUCUUAAAUCAGAUAAAAUCAGGUAAUCCAGCUAUCUUUGUGUAAUUAAAACCUCAACCGUUUGUUGUGUUGUUCAAAACUUUUGGGGAGGAUUGGGGCAACUUCGAAAACACCCGGAUUACUCUGAAACCCAGCAGAAGGCAGAUUCAGACUGGAUUUCAGGAACAAAAAAGUGAUAAACAAAACUCUUAAAUUGGUCAAAAACACCACAUUACCUCAUUUAAGAUGGAGCUUUAUCACUCGAGAGGGAAGUUAUCAUCUCAGGUUGCACCAUGAUCGGAAGAGAAGCAAAACAGAGCCUCAAAAUUUGAGAAAACAAAACGUUUUUGAGAGUUAAAGCUCUUUAUAUAAUUCAGGUGAGUCAAAAAGCAAUAGUAUAAGUACACCAACUGCAAAAAUCAACUCACCUUUUAGAAGGAUAACUCGGGAUGUACCUCAAGGAUGAGAGCUCGGACCCCAGUCGUUAUGAAUGCUUCUAAAUGACAUCUUCAUAGUUUCUGUUGAGUUGAAAUUCUUUGUUUGGUUAAAACAAUAUUUAAAACCAUUGUAAUAUGGAUAUUUUUUAACUAAAAGUGAGUUGAAAUUUGAAAGACUUGAUAAAAUAAAGACACAGGGGAAAGUAAACUCAAAAUAAAUAUAAAAAUUGUUUUUUUUUUUAGGUAGAAAUUUAGGUUUUCCUGUUUUUUUCUGACAUUUGUUUACGUUGGGGCACAGAUUAAAUAUUUUUUUAAAGUAUGUUUUUUUUUAUAACAUGAACAAAAAGUGUAGACUUAUUGUCCUUGAAUGACCAGUUGAACAACUUUAAUAACUUACAGUUAUAUUUACAUUUAUAUUCUGUAAAAUCAACACAUAUUUUUGACUAAGGGUUGAAUUACUGAGCAGUAAGAGUGAUAAAUAUCUGAAAAAACAUGUUCAACCAGUAUUCAAGCUAAGCUCUAUUUAUGAGGGUCUCUUGGAUAAAAAAGGACAACUUCCAAUGUGUUAAACCAAGUCAGCAAUGUGCAGUUUUGGUGCAGCCAUGUAGCUGUUUCUAUAGACUCACUGCUUGUUGCUAAGUCAUUUGCAAAAGUCAAGAAAAUGACUUUUGCAAAUGACUUAGCUGACUUAACUGUACUUAACUGUACUGAACUAUAAUCCAGACACAACAGAUUGACUACAAAUGAUAAACAAACAGAAUUUGAAUACUCGUAUAUUUCACGCAGAGGGCAGAGGAGCAGCGAGCGCUGAAUUUCAGCCUUGGCAGAAGUCGUUAGUCUUUGACAGCACCGCCUCAGGAUCUGGACUGAAAGAUUAGGACACCACCAAGAACCCCUUCUUGUUGCAUCACACACUCAGGACAGAUAAUACGUCCUCUCUGAAUUUAUUUUCUUCUCACCCAUUAUGUUUUAUUCAUGAUGUGGCUGUCACUUGUCAGCCAGAGUUCACUUCGCCACAGACGGAUCUGUGUGCAGCAGAGCGGCGGUGUCGCUCCGAGGGACUCCAGUGUUCCUGUGCUGAAAAUAUGUUGUGGUGUCAUGCAAAUGUUCUGAUUUACAUCAACUGGAGGCCAUGGAGUGAUGAUGCUGUCCUCAGUGUCAGGCACGCUGCUGCAGGUGAUAUGGAUCCGUUUAUCAAAAUCAAUGGAGGGGAAGUUUCUGUAUUUAUUUAACCUGAAUCCAACCAUGGAGGAGUCACGGUCAGGAUAAAAACACUGUGGAGGAGGCGGUGUCAGGAGUAAAAAGUGGCACAUGUAGAUGUUUUAAAUCAGGAGAGUGGAAUUUCAUAAUUAGUUAUGUAAUGAAUAGUAAUGUGUUUAUCUCCCCAAACACUUAAAAAGCCUUUAUGUAGGACACGUCCCCUCCAUGCGUGCUUAAAUGGAGUGAUUGUGGAUGAAAUUUAAAGUCUCUGAAGGUAAUUUUGCCUUCAGUUACUACUUUCCAAUGUCUAAAUUACACCACAUCACACGAUUACAACUCGUCAGACAGUUUCUUUAGAGUGAAAAUGACAGAGUUGGACUUUCAUUCGUGAAUCUAAACAUGUCGCGUUCGUGCCAGGCACGUCUGUAGCGCUUAUUCAGACAUUAGCAUUGUGCAAGUGGCGCCGAGAACAAUCUGUGAAUCUCAAUUUGCAGCCUAAUUGUGUCUGUGCAGCGGGUGAGCUUUUGCUUUUAGAAAGUGUUUGAAAAGAGGGACGUUAGUCGGCCAAUUAUUACUGUUUCUGUGUGAUAAUGGUUCGUUUGCUCUGAAGUGGUCCUAAUCAUUUCCUCCUCAGGGCUGACAGCUUCACCCUCACCACCUCUUUGCUGUCUGUUUAGUAUGGAUGCAAAUGAAUAAAACAUUUUAUUAUAGCAUUUGCUAAAGUGGUGCUUGAACCUUAUUUUUUUCCUCCAAACAGCUCUGACUUCCCGUCUCCUAAUUAAUGUUGUUGUUUUGGCAGGAGAGAAUUAAUUAAUUAUGAAGAGCUCCUGGGAAAUUGAGAUUCCCUGUUUCCUCAGAAACCGCUCAGUUGUAAUUUUUUUUUUUUUUUUUUUUUCACCACAGAGUCAAGUACUGUGAAAAUAAGCGUUUUAAUAGCGCAUUAUCGCCCUUCACCGCACUUGGGGUUUAGUGGAAAGCACCCUUGUGUCUCAUAAGUCUUCCCAUAAUCAAAAGAAAAACACACUCAUGCUGAGAGGUGGGCAUGUCGGAGCGAGCUCAGAGGGUCAGUGUUUUUAACGGCGCUGUGAUCGUGUGCAGAGACUGUUAUCGUCAUUUUAAUUAAUACAUGCUGAAUGCACUUUACAUCCUCAAAAUGUGAUGCAUCUGCAAAGUCAGUCUGGCUCAGGCAAAGGAUAUAAAAAAACCCUAAGCUCCAGACUCUUUCACUCUCUGUUAUGGGCCAUCAAGUAGCAGCAGAUAGUAUGCUUAGGCUCGUCUGUGUACAGUAUGCAGAGCAGUGAUGUGACCUCGUCCUGAGGACAGUAGUGAAAGCGAGGCGAUUUGAGCCUGUCUGGAAGUCGAGCCGCCUCUUGUUUCAACAUAAAUAAAGGUGGUCAUGUGAUCCAGAGGGGUGAUACUUUAUUUGUGGACAUAUAUCUGUCUGAUAUGGAUAAAAAUGACUACAAAUGGCCUCCUUAACUUUGGUUUAACAGAAUUGUUAAAGUGAGAUUAAGACAAAAGAGCACCCAAUGUGAGUGAAAUAUAGAGUCAUUGGGAUGAGAUGCAAAAAACAGUGCCUGAAAUGGGACAAACACAUAUAGAGGUACUCUAAAGGGACAGUUCAGGUUUUUUUUUGUUUUGUUGAACUGUGGUAAAACCAGGUGAGUACCAGAAAGGACGGUCUGCUAUCAACCACUGCAGAUUUGGUGAAGUCUACCGAUGCCGUUUGAUUUUUAACUAUUUUAACAAACUCCAACCAAAGCACCACUCUUGGUUUAAGUGCACGCUCUAUUUGGAAAUUUGCAGCCCUUUGCUGUCAGGAAGCGUCAACACAUACGAUCCCUCGCCUGCAGCGAGUUAAUCAGCUGAUCAUUUCCAUGACAAAUGAGUCACUGAUUUAUUGUGAAUUUUUACAUAUUUGCAUCUACAGUUUAACAUAAUCGUAAUGAUCAAGAUUACCCAGCAGGCUCAGUAGUGUUUAUGGAGUUUGUUAUUCUCUGUUGUGGUUAUAGUAUUUAUAUUCAGUCAUUGAACAUAAUAUGGUAAUUUUCACCCCAGUCGUCCUCUUCAGCAGCUUACACAUUGUAUUUAGAUGGAGUCUGACAUAUUGUGCAGGCCACAGGGUUUUUACAAACACUUUUUAGAUGCAGUUUUUCUGAUUAAACUCAUGAAUAUGGAACAUGUGUUUGUAGCUUCUCCACUCUGGUUGUGUCUGUGUGAUGGCAGGUGAACGAGUGUACAACUUUCUUUAAACAUAUUUUUACCCCAGAGUUGGUAUUUAGGUAUGCGACUUUCUAAAGGUUAGCAAAAUCAACCAGCUGACUUCUUUGGGUACUUCCCCAAACCAGACUAACCCUUCGCCGUGUUGAUUGUCAGAGGAAUAAACUGCUUUUAUUGAUGCCCAGAGCUGCCAAUGGAUUUAACAAAUAGUUUCAGACAGUGCUCUUAAAUUCAGAUCAUUGCUCAUUAAAGUUGUCUUCUUCUGACUUGUUAAAAACACUUGAAUCCGACAACUCCAUCAUUUAUUUCUCCAUCACUUUAAUUGCUCUGCUCACUUGUUUCCUUGUCGAGACUGCGACUCUGAGGAUAGAUGUGGCGCUGUGAUCUCACAGAAGUAAAUACCAUCAGAUCUGACGCAGCCUAAGUGCCCCUAAAAGCAGUUUCAAAGACAUGCAGAGAGCGUCUCUGUGCAGAUGAUUUGCAGUACUGGAGAAGCUCCUUCUCAAUCCCAUCUGAAUAAAUCUAUAACAGAGCCUUCAUGAAAAUGGGGAGCCCUCUAUUAAAGCCAUUUGACAAAGUGGAUGCUCGCCUGAAUAUAUUAGUGCGUGGGGGUUUUCUGGAGAAUACUGAUGAACAUGUCUGGACUUUUCUGGAGGCUAUGCUUAAAUUUGAUGUGGGAAUAACGAGAGAUGAUCACCAUAAACCCAAUUAGAACAUUUUCACUCCCAAUAAAUCAGUCUCUUCUGAUUGUGGAUAAUGAGUUUAAAAAGUGGAGGUAAUGACAUGUAUCAUAAUACAUCAUAAUAACAGCAUUAUAUACUGUUUAUAUGUGUGGACAGGGUCUUAGUUAAAGCUGAUGCUGAAAGCACCUACUCAACCAGCACCAACUCUGACUUCAAACAGGUUCAUGGGUGGAAAGUUGUAAAGUAUCGCACCUCUAUCCACUCCAUUCUCCAAAAUUUCUGCAGAGUUUGGACAACACAAACUGUAAGACCAACCAACCCAAACUGCAGUUCCUCAAGUGUCCACUUGGGGCUUUAUACACACAUUCAAAAAAGCCUAUUCUGACAACCAGCUUCAUUCCCUCAUCUUUGCCCAAAUGUUAGGUAAACGCACGGUUGUGUUGAGUCAGCUUUUCUGACAUGGCGUCCAGUGUUCAUACACCGCUUCAACAACCAAUUGAUAAAAUCAAUGAGACUUCAUCCAGUUAAAAAAAAAACUCAAGUUUUCCACACUCGAGUUGCAGGCAUCAGUGGCUGUGUCCGAAAUGAAUCACUCAAUCCCUAACCCCUAACCCCCACAUGGGGUUUCACCAUUGUUUGCUGCGUCAUAUUGUGCCCGAGACUAUAUGACGCAGCAAACAAUUGUUUUUCAAAAACUGUGCGGAUCACUUGCGAGUGAAGUGAAGAUAAAAAACUUACACUGAAAAUGACAAAUAGAGCUCGGGUUCUGUCUCUUCUUGCUCUCUUCAUGACCCUAUCUUUGAAUUGCCGUUGGAGAAACAAUGCAUGACAGGAUGCCCACCACCGGUGAGUGACCAUCGGAUGGUUACUACAUUUUGCAAUGCUCUAUGGGAAAUUUUGAGUUGCCUAUAUGGCGACUUGAGGUUUCGGACACCCCCUCAAAAUGGCACUAACCUCCAUAUAGUCGUCUAUAUAGAGGUUAGUGAUACAUUUCGGACACAGCCAGUGUCUAAAACUGGAUUAUAAAGCAGCUGUUUCAAUAAACAAACGUGGAGAAAUAUCUUCCAGUUUCCCAGCGCUGAAGGACAUCAACAGUUUAGAGUUAACAGCUUCAUUUACAUCAAACUAGAGUCUCCAGGGUGGCGGACAUUGCUGUUUCUGUACUGUGUCUACUGUAGUCAAGCGGAUUUAUUCUAACUGGGUGAAAAGAAACUCUGGCAUGAGCUCAGUGUCUGAAUAGAGUACGAUCACACUACAAUCAAGCAAUAACUGAUGUGGGUUUUUUUGUAAGUGGUUGUAAAAGACUAUCUAAUUGUGAGCAGGUGUGUUGAUUGCAGAUUAAGGACAGGUGAGCAGAGAGUGAUGAAGAUGAAGAGUGAAAAAAACACUCAGGCAGAUGUCACAGUGGAGGGACUGUGGCACGUUUUUUAUUUAUAAAGCGUAACAUCAUAAGUUAUUUCAGGACACAUUACUGCAGAGGUCUAGACAGUUCUCCCUUUGUUGUUUUAUUUAUAGAGUUUCAGCAUUAAUCCACUGUGAGGAAGGAAAACUCUCAAACUGAAUCAGACUCACAGUGAACAGCCAUCUGCUGUGACUGGGGGAGUGGAGACGGGGACCCUGAGAGCCUUUGGAAGCAACAUGAAAAAGAACAAUUCUGGAGCUUAGAUUACUUGAUAACAGAGAUUGAGAUUGAGUUUCAGCAUGCACAAAGGGAGGUCUAAAGCCUUGUUAAUGCCUCUCGAUUGAUUAUGGCGUAGAAGAAUGAGAUGUCAUAGGAUCCAGACAAUAUGGUGGCGAUAAUAAAAAGACAGCAGUCAUCCACAACACGUGUAGCUGUCGGCAUAGGGUACAGGACUGCAAUUUACUACAGUAUAGAAAUAUCAGAAUUUAUUCUUAACUUUGCACAUUAAAAACUUAACUUCAAACUAGGGAUGGGCGAUAUAGGCUAAAAGAUUUAUCAUGAAAAGAUUUUCCAUUCUGGCGAUAACAAUGAAAGUCCCGAUAAAAAUAUAUAUAUAGUUCCUAUCUGUGUUUUUGACUCAUUUUGUCUUGAGAACACCGAUUGGAGUAGUCAAAUAAGAUACUUAACCACAAGUUUGAGUGGUAGGUUAUGGAGAAAACUAACGACAUCAAACAAGUCUCAAAUGUGUAACAUUGUCAACAUUUGUUAAAAACUCUUAUUGUACAGAGUGAACAACAGCAGAUCCACUGUCCGAUGUCAGGCAUAGCUGAUUGCACUCAUCUGAGCCCCAAUCUUAAAGGAAAUCUCUCAUGUGGAGCCUCAUUUAGAAACAAGCUGCUCAGAAACGUCUUCUUCAUAACCUUCAACCCAUGUUUGUUGGCUAUUCUGCUCUGUGUGGGAUAUGGCUGCCAGUCCAUCACUCGUGCUUGCGCCAUCAACUUGCAUUUAUCGUAUUUAUCAUGAGAUGGCAAAUAUUUAUCAUGGAGGAUUUUUCUUACGAUAUAUCAUGAACGAUAAUUUAUUUAUGGUGAUCCACGUGGAGGUCUAACUUCAAACUGUGCAUGUGCCUUCCGAGGUCUGCAGUGCCUACAGCUGGGUACUCUUGCAUGUGUGGUCUAACAAACCUGGUUUAGAUUUAGGAGUCCAAUGGUGUGUGCCAGGCUUAAGUGUGCACUUUAACUUCUGAUUAGUUCGAUUAUUACAACAAUUGAUGACUGGUCAGCCCUAAUGCUGGGAAGGUUGUUCCCCAAAGCUGCCAAACCUCUCAGAAGCAGGUAUAUCAUCUGAAACCAUCGUUUUUGUUUCCCUGAAAAAGUGGAGGAAUUCGCCACUGUCAUGUGCGGCUGCAGGGACAUGUGUGGCGUUCAAAACACCAUCAGUAUUAUUCUAUUAACGUGAUGUAGUCGGUAUCGACCAGCCGCUCCAUGUGCCUCCUCUUGUGGACUUAAUUGUUUUCAAACAUCUCUUCCUCUCGGUGCGAGCUGUCAGAGCAGCAUGCUUGUGGCCUUCAGAGUGUGUUUCCUCCCCGGGUGCUCGUGUGACUCUGACUGGAGCUGUGAAUUAAUCUGCUGGUAGUGAAUCAUCACGUUGCUCGCUCCCUGGCAUUGGUUCACUCUAAUAUCCAGUUUAACAUAGGUUGGCUGACAGCAAGAGAUAUGCUAAUUCAAUAGCACUUUUCACACAUCAUAAAUAAAAGCCUCUUCCGAGCUGGGAUUUGUAAAAACUGUUUAAGCCGCUCUGUCUGCGAGAGUUUGUUAUUUUACUAACAUGCAUCUUAAAUAUUGCUUCUUCACGUCCGCGUUGCACGUUCAGCACAUUGUGCACAGAUGACUAACCAAGGCAAACCUCAAUGUUAUCGGGCUGAACCACGCCAUAUUUCCACUGUCUCUUCUGAUGGAUGUCAGAUUUAUGCUGAUCUGUUUAAUAAAUGAGAGCAUAAGAAAGAGAGUUGCGGUGGAUGAUUAUUUUGGGGGCCCUUUAUAGCUCGGCUCCUCGCUCUGCCUGCGUGCUGUGAUUUGUAGACAGAUUGAAAUGAGGCUGGCUGCUCGGGCAGAGACUCGCCGCUGAUUUACACACAUUGUUAAAUCACACAGACAGCUGGCUGCUGCUGCUGCUGCCCACUAUCCUGCCUCAGACACAGAUCUAUCUCCACACAGGAGCUCCUCUAGACUCACAACCGGAUGGCAGCUCGAACCUGAAGUCUCAGCCACAGCCUGCUGCUGACAAUGGCGAGUACUACAACGGCCGGUAAAUGAUUUCUCGCCCGGGAUUGCUCGGGAGGAUAGUGGGACAAACCUCAGAGAGAAACAGACAAUGAAAAAGAGAGAGAGAGGUUCAAAGGAGCUGCUGGUCAGGUGGCCAUUGUUUGUGCUGGGAUGGAUAAAUAUCCACGGCUGAGAGCACAAAGACUCUACUCUGCAGCCCGUCUCCUUGAGGAAUUUGGCUGCUUUUCUUUCAGAGAGGGGAAACAAUUAUUUAUCUGAGUCAGUCCAGUGUGUGUGUGUGUCGGAUGGAGGAUGCAGCCAAGUCCCAGUAGAAAACUUGAAAAGUGGCGAUUUUUCCAAUGGAAAAAAAAAAGCUCAAUCCUUUUAAAACAUGCUGCAAACAUGCACAACACUGUUCAGUGAUUCCUCACAUAAAAACAGCCUGCAGAUGAAGUGUAGGAGACAUCAAGCGUAUAGACUUUGAGACCCAGGAUGGUGAAUGAGGACGCAGCGUGAGACAGAGAGGAGUAGUUAACGAGCACAUCAGUGUCACUGAUAAUGACUCAUACACACAAAACAGUCAGGGUGACUCAACUCAUUAAAUUGUAAUUUGGCGCAGAAGACACGACCCAUUAAUUCCACUGUGCACGCCGCCAAAGAACACAAGAUUAGCUUUUCAAUUAGUUUUAUUUUAUUCAAAUUGGGAAACCUGUUAAAUUUUAAAGCCAAAAAAAAAAAAAUUCUUAUUUCACAUGAGUCCAGAGGGCAGAAAGGAAGAAAAGACCGGAGAGUUCAGACUGAAUAAUGAGGAAUAAGAAAUCACCUUUUUCUAAAGCGAAGAAAGAGAGGAACUUUCUGCACAGAAAUGGACUUCUGUUUCCUCACUUUAUCAAUCAUAACGGCAUUUAAAUUUCAUUCCUCUCCAGUGUUGCCUCAUUUAUGCUAUUGUGGUCCUAAAAUGAAAGCUUACUCAGUAUGCAGCUGUCGCACUCAGCCAGUUGCACAGGCUUGCAUAGGUCCAAAGCUGGCUGCAACAUUUCACAUUGAGAAAUGAAGCUAAAGCAGAGGUGCAAAAAAGCUGCAGCUUUUUAAGAACGUACACUGAAGGCUGGUUGCAAAAGCCAAAGAAACUCCAUUAGUAGGGCUGUGAAGUCCUAGUCGACCGGUCGACUUACCGGUCAAUUCGUGCUGAGUCGACCAGAAUUCUGAUUGGUCGACUUGACUUUUUCCACGUAUAUUUACAGUCAGUGGUUAAUGUCAUCAGGAGAAACCAAGUGCUAAUGGGGGUGUUUUCAGAGCACCCCUGUUUCACAGGUAACACCCCCCUUGUUUUCACUAUUUUGGAUUUGCCCAACCCACUGGCUGGAGACUGGAAGAUUGAAGAGCACCCACGUUAAUCAACAUACAGGGGUUUGAGGAAUAUUUAUUUUCAUUUUAAGUGCUUCAACUUCCUUUUUUCUUUAAUUGCCUUCUUGUGCUGAAAUCGGUAUAUUUUCACCCUGCCAAGCCAUGUCGUCCCCCCGCCACAUAAGGGUUUGCCGUCAGAGUCGGAACCACCCCCCCAUUAGUCAAUUUUUGGUCAAAAAUUUUCGGCUAUUAGUCGACCAAGAAUUUAUUUUAUUGAUUACAGCUCUACUCAUUAGUACUGCUUCAUCUGUCCUACAAAAAAGCUGUGUCCCAAUGCAGGGGCUGCAGCCUUUGAAGGACUAAGACUGUUGUGGUCUGAAUGAAGUCAGUCUGUCUUUUUAAGGAUUGCAUCCUAUUUUCAAAUGCACCAAACUGGAACACAGCUAAUAUCCUUAGCACUGCUGCCAUGAACACUAUUGUCGCUCUGUAUCGUGGUGUUGAUUGUUUGGUAUUCUAAGCUGAGUUAGAACAAAACUACGCAAGUUGUUUGUCAGGGUAACAGGAUGACUUAGCAUAUUUCACUUUGUAAAUGUGGUCUUGUUUUGUUCUGUGUUGCUUUUAGUGUCAGUUUUUGGUUGUUAAAGUUUUACAGUCUGUUUUUGCACAUGCCAUUGGAGUAAACAGCCGCAUGUUAAAUCUAUACUUCCUCAUUACAAUACGUGAAUUACUGAGUGUUGCACCUCGUUUUAAGUAGGCCAUCCAUAGGGCAGGAAUAAGCAGGAAGAGCUCAACCUCCUGAUGAAAUCCUCAGUACCAACACAAACUCGUUUUCCUGCCAGCGUCUCUCACCGCGGCUGUCAUCGCCGUAACAUCAAAGCUCUUCUCCACAUUACAGAUGUGAGGAGGAAGCCUUUAUUUACCACAUACCAUACUGAGAUCAAUCCAGGCUCACUUUACACAUAAUUACCAAGCGAGCACGCUGCACCAAGCAGGAGUAAGUCCCAGUUUUACAUCCACACAUGUAAUCCCGUCCCUGCUGCCAGCAUCCCAGUUCAGUGGUGUAUCCAGAGGGUUCUGGCCUCUGACACAGACUGAGGAAAUACACUUCACACGAGUCUCAAUCUGGACGGUGAUCUGUCACAUCCAGGCUCAUUUCUCCAAUCUGAGAGGCUGCAGAAAACCCUUUUUUGAACACAGGCUUAGUGUCAUGGUGGCUUAUUACCGUAUUUGAAGCAUGGUUGGCAUGAAGUACCUGCUGGCAGCCGAACUGAGGCAGCAGGGACUUUUUUUCAGUGUAAUCUCAUUAGUUCAAAAGAGCCUCUUCUUAAGGCGACUAUAUGUGUUUUUUCUUAAUAAUUCUGUUUCAUCUCUGAGUGACACUGGAAAGCUUAAUAGAUUUUAUUUACACUGUGAGGUGGUGAAUUAGCACAGCAGGUGACUCACUCCAGUUAUUUCUGCACAAGUCUUCAUUACAGUGUGUAGGAGGGGGGGAGCUUUUAAUAUGGUUAAAAAAGAAAUACUUCAGAAACUUCUUAAGAAAGUUUUUUCAAACUAACAAGUUGGACCACUGUUUAUAACAACAGUCUUUUAGAAAUGCAGCAGUAGCAGGUGGGGUUACUUUUUCCCCCAUGCUCUGGUUUAUCACGGUUUCACUCUUUUUCAUUCAUUUAAAGCUCCUGUGAGGAACUUUUGAUUCGUGUCGAUUCUGGCACCCCCCUGUGGACAAAGCAGUCUUUACCUGUCUUGUCCAAUAUAUGGUUAAGUCGUGUUUUCAGACAAAUAUUUCAUCCUCCUGUUAUUGUAACUCCUACCACCUCAUACAGGGUUCAUACAUCAAAAAUUGAUAAUUAAAGGAAUCAGUCAUCUUACUGAUGGUUUGGUUUGCUGGCAUAUAAUAUAAAACAGCUAUAAUAUGAAUUUCAGUCUUUUACAGGAACUUUAAGUUUGAAGUGCUGUCAAACACCAUGUAUUCAUUUGCUGUAGAAGUAUUUAUAUAAAUAAACUUUUGGUGUCACAAUAACCAUUUUAUUGUGAAUGUUACCUUAUUCCUAACUUUUAUGUCUAUGUAGAUUCUCAUUCAUCCAGGUCAUGGUUUUCUUCAAGACUCCAAAAUCAGGCAACUGGACUGUGUAGAGUUGAGAACUUUAUUUGCUUACAUUGGAGUCACUCAUAUUGAUUUAUGUAAUUUCACUCAUGUUGGGGGCCUGUUGAUUGAGGCAUUUUCAUUCAGUUUGGCUUUUUAAAAUGCUUUAUAAUCCGAUCAUUAGGCUCCAUGUGAGUGCAGCUCCUGGAUUUGUCCUAUAACAGCUGAAUGUGUGGCUCAGAGCUCUAAUUAAACCAUAAAAACAAUGAACGCUCUAUCUGCCUGACACGUUAAAACAAACUAACUCACAAACAGCAGAAGUUCAUCAAUUUAAACUCGAGAGUCAUCCUCAUAAAACCUCAGAAUUUAUUACCCCCUCUCCUCCGUCUCUCGCUCUUUUAAUAUCAGCUGCGAGGUUUCUGACCUUUCCUCUAUCACAUUAUGUUCUCCGUCCCCCACACUUCAUCCUCCCUGCUUCUUCUUGAUUUCUUACUUUACCGCUCGCUAAUAAGGUUACAUGAGGGAGGGAUUGUCAAAGCUAAUGAUUAAAUCUGACAAGGUGUUGCCGGGUCGAACGCUACAAGUCUGAGAUUUGUCGGGAAAUCUCGACGUUUCUCUGGAUGUGGAGACUGUAGCUCCAUGGCCUGCAGACUUCUUGAAUAUAUAUUGCUUAUCAAAGCAUGGGGUGCAUGAUUGCCUCUUUUCUUCUACACUAUUUUAUCAGCCCGCUGACUUGGCAGCUGAAUAUAUGCCCUCCACUCAUUGUCCGUCACUGUUUCAGAAUUUACGGUCUAAUAAGCUUAUAAAUAAUUCCCUCUGUGUCCACAGAUACAAGGAGGUUACAGAGUGUCACUACACCGCCGUCGAUACCGCAGCAGGUUCACAGGCGGCAGGCAAAUGACUCCGGCCCCCCCGCUAUCUUGGCCGAGCAAUUUCCCCGGAGACAUUUCUGCUAGCGGGGUCAGUCCUUCUGUGUGAGCUCAUGACUCAUCCUCCGUCUGUCCCCACCGUCCACUGAAGCCCAGCUCGCUGCUACCAUGGUAUCAGCUCUUUAGUCUGAGGACACCAGCAACCCAGGCUCCACCCCGCACCCCCAACCGAGCUGCAAGCUGCUCAUCUUCCACUAUCCCCCCCCCCCCCCCCCCCCGAGUCGUUUAAGCUCUCCACAGAGGGGACUUUAUAUACCACCCUGAGUCAGUCUAUGUUAUAUCCAUUUACAACCAGCUGAUACACCUUUAACAUGUGGCUCCAUCUUCAUAAACCUGCUGCCUCUUUAAAUGUCUUUUUCAUGAGGGUCAAAAACAUCUUCAAAAGACUUGUUAACAAGUUUGCACCGCCGUAAACAACUUAAGUUUCUAUUUGAAGGGACUUUUAAACAGACUGAAAUUAAUACUGAUGUCUUUACAUGGACUUAGCAGCAAAAUGAGACUGUUAAUGACUUGAUAUCAACACAGAUGAGGCAUUUAACAGUCAAGAAUAAGUUCAAAUAAGACACAUGAAAGUAAGUGAGACAAAAAGUAGAAUCGGGAUAUUCUUCUUUUAACUAUCUGCCUUUGACGCCUCUCAUUUGAUGCCAUUAUGUCACCUCUAGCCAGAUUAGGUGCUCAGAUACGACAGCAGCAGGUGAAGGUUUUGCAUCUGCCAGUGUUUCCCACAAAUAGACAAUAACUUGCGGACGAUCUCUGUUUGGACUGUGUGUCCAAACAUGCUCAAGCACAUAAAGUUUACGGUGACUAUGACACAGGACAUUUAUCUCCAAACUCAAACAAAAUCAUUUUUCCGAAAUGCUGCUUCAUUUGCACUUCACAAAUCUCCUCUGCAACAGGUAGCUUAAACUUUUUCUGGUGCACAUUUAUAACAAAGAUGUCAGUUGGUUUUGGUGCAGGUUAGAGAGCAAAUUUAGGAAGAUAUUUUGUAGUUAUGAACCAGAUAUGGAUGCGAAUGUCCGGCUCACCUAUCCAGGACACAAAUGACUUCAAACAUUUUAUCCUUCACAAUUUUCUUCAGAGGGUCUUUGUGGAUAAAACUUACCUACUGAGUCAUAGAGAUGGAGAAAGCUGGUCCAUUUAUCUUCAGAAUAUUGAACACAAUAGUGAGCAGGAACUCUGUCAAGUGUGAGCUAUGUGGUGAAGUUAUUGUAUGAGGCUUCAAACUCUCAAGUGCGGCUCAAGAGUUUGGAGAUCUCCGGUACUCAAUAGUUUUAUUCAACUGCCUUCUCAAUACAUUGUUUUCUUUCAGAGUGCUCAGUAAAAAAAACCAAGUCUGUGAAUAUGCCGUCAUUAAAAAACCGCACGACUUAUGAUUUAAUCGUCUUGUUGGAUGGAGAAACUUUCAUCCAGAGUCUCACACAGAUAGAAAAAUUGAAAAAUAAGCAAACAGUAAUACUUUGAGUUCAUAUUUGUGGUUUUGUAAGCUGGUGGCAUCAAACAAGAGGAAAAAGACAAGAAGAAGAAGAAGCAGCUAGCGAGCUACCUGUAGCAGCCCUCUGAGUGAUGACUCAGCACUUUUUAAAACUGACACUUAAAGAUUUACUGUGAAUCCAAAAAUAACAGUAACCUGAAAUAGACUGUAAAAACUUUCAAAAUAAAAGCAUUUGCCUCAUAGGGCAAUGAUUUAUCCAAAGAAGUUUUCAUCAUGGUGCUAAUGAUGUGGAUAAAUUAUAAUUUCAGACAUUUUUACAAAUAGAUGAUGAGAUGAAUGUUAACCGUGUUUACUAGUUAAGUUUAUGUUAUUAUGUUUUGCUCCACUAUGUUCUUGCCUUUCCUGAAUUGUUUCAUUUGUUAAUGUACCUCAAAUAUGAUCAUAAUAUUGUAACACACUUACUCUACACAUUUAGGGGAAAAAAACAGCAAAGACUGUUUAUGUCCAGAGGGGGCGCCAGAUUUGACACAAACCAAAAAUACCUUACAGAAGCUUUAAAACUCAGACUGAAAUAUAGAUGAGUUCAGGUCUGGAUUCGUUUGAAUGAAUUUUGACCUUAUUUGUUGCAGGAACAUUCAGUUAGUGUAAACAUCAGCACCCCCUGUGGACAAAAUAACACCAGAAUAAUUGUAAACUGAGGCUGUAGUAACUUUGACACGGACGCUUCCUGCACUUCAGUUCACUCAAAAGUUUCCCUUUUAUGUCCUGCUUUAUAUUCCAGCUCAAAGAAGUAACAUCUUAAUUUCUGACAGCAAAGUAAAACAUAAAAAAAACCUGAACCAAACAUUUACUGACACCUAUGUUUCUUACUUUAAAUUCACACAAAAAAUAUGAGGAAGAGUUCACCGGGUCUGCUUGUAGCCUUGAUUCUGAGCAAGUCCGUCCCAGUUAGUUCCUCAACAGAGGGGCUGAGCUGGCCUGGAUCCACUGUGGUUAAUACACUUCAUUUUGACAAGUACCUCAAACAACCCCACUUCAAAAAUAAAAAGUUCCUUUAAAGUUUUCAGCACUUUUAUCUCUGAAUUAAUUGGAAACAAGAGACAUUCAGGUUGUAUCACCCCGUGUGCUCUUGACUAACCCAAAGCAGAGCCCCUUUAAUACCCGACUCACUCACACAAGGUUUCACAAGAACAUCUGUGAUAUAGAAGUGAAGAAGUUGAUUCAUGCAACAUGAAAUCUCUGCAAGUUUUUCACAUGACAAGAUUCAUCAGAAGCCAAGGUCAGCUCAUCCAUCUGACGGAGCUCUCAUCUCUCACAGCGAGUGAUGCAGAGUCCCCCGAGCUGUGCCGCCGCUGCAGCAGCAAUUAUUUCAGGAUGAAAACACACCAGGAAAUAUUCUCGGUACGGCGACAGCGAGCUAAUGCUGUUUGCCAUUUCAUUAGAGUCCGACUGAAAUCAAAUCACAGUCAUUCUUCUCUCAGAAGUGAUGUCAAGGUGGUUUUACAAAGCUGUUGUUGAAGAGCUUUUAAUCAUCGAAAGGAUUAUUGAAAAGUUUCAAAUUUAGACGCAUCAAAGUUUGUUUUCUUUGAAGCUCCGCGGUGAGCAAAGACAAAAACAAAGACAAUAAAAAUUAAUUGUGAAACAUUAUUAAAAUUCAUCUCUAAAGUCAAGGGCAUGUUUUUGUCUGCAAGAAUGAUGGAGAAUCAGAAUUACUUAAACUUGAAGUACACUCUAGUUCACUUUUACAGAACAGUUUGGUGUCAUAUCUGAUUUUAUUACCGACAGUGAUUAUAAAUACAGUUUUGAGUCUAACCAGAAUAUAAGGUUAAUGAUUUAACAUCAAAAUUAAGCAUUUCCAGUUAUAGUAUGAGUUAUUCUGACCAACCAGAUAUCAGUGAGAUGUUCAUAUAUGCAUGAAACUGAUGGUAUGGAGAGCAAAAUCAGGCGGGACACAAUCAGCGGUAAUCUGAUGAUGAAUCUCUGCAGACAGAUAUGUUGUUGCAAGUUCAGCAAAUUAUGUCAAGAUUUAGCUUAUCCUUUACCUGCUUAUAAUUCACUCUCUGUGGCGGAGACUCACAGAGAAGCAGGUCUUUGCUGUAAGUCAUUUAUAGCCAGCAAAAAUCAGCAUUAGAAACAGCUGAUGAGUUCUGGGAUUAGGAUGAUGCUUAUUUAACUUUCUGUGGUGCAUUCAGAGCAGAAGGUCACUGAAACUAAACCUACAGACACAGACUUAAAACCUAAACAGAUCCAUUCACAUUUGGUCAGAAUAAUCUGUAGUAAUGUGGUUGUCAAGCCGCAGCUGUGGCGGCCGCUGUAUUCCCAUAGAGCAUCUGGACCUGUCUCCGAACACAAAAACCAACACUGUGAGUGUGUGUCAGUCCUUUUGCUUAAAUUCAGGCCUAAAUAUUUUAUAGCUAAUCUUACCCAGAGGCAAAGAGAAUAAAUGCCGAGCAAUAACAGCAAGCCAAUUCUCCCAGUGAUCCUCUUGUUACACUACAGUCAUUAUGUGCUAUUAAAAUUUAUCUCAGGAUGAAAUAUUUAAACAGCGCUCUCACACAGGGGGUUCUUCAGGCUCCUGUGAACUCAGAUACACUUCAUCUAAGCAUAACAGCAUGCUUUUUAAAGUGUUAAAUAUAGGAUGGAGUCUUUGGUGUUUAAAACUUAAGAGCCCCUCAUGUGUAAUUGUUGUAAAUAUUUGACCAAAAAUAGGCAAUUAAACCAAAAAAGUAAUCUAUCAUUUAGCCGUUUGCCAUGGGCUUCUGUUUUUCUUUUUUAAAGAUAAUUAGCAUUAUUGAUGCCACAAGUUUUGAGUUUUUUAAGAGGGAGUUUAAUUUUAGUAUCAAGAGUCGUCUCUUAUUGGCGCUGUUUCAUCGGAGUUGGCAAACAUGUCAACAGGUGCUGAAAUUCAGUUAAAUGAUUGUAAAGCUUAAACUUCAGGCAGCAGUAGGAAAUUGAAUUAUAUCCCUGUUUGCACAAGAAACUUGUGAUAAUUUCUAAUAUUUGUUGAAGCUCCUCGAGUUUAAUUCACAUGCAAAUCAGACAUAUUUCGUAAAAAGUUUCAGGGCAAGUCACCUCCCAUACUUUGGGUCCCACAAAGCUCCUCUGAUAUUAUUGAUUAUAUGCAGACGUCUCAGUAACUUAGAGAGGUACUUUUUUGAAGACUCAUUGGCUCAUUCUGCUGCUUAUUCUACCAAUUUUCUGGUCAAUUAAGAUAACACACUGUGAAUCUUGGAUUAUUUUGAAGCUAAAAGUUGGCUACUGCAAUGUUGAUCAGUUCAAACGACAAUAAAAACUAGUGUUUGUUUAUUUUUCUGUUACUCUUUGGAUGUUGUUCGCAGGGCUGUGAUAUUGAGUGUCAGUUUUGUACAUAAAAAUGAACACAAACCUAUUUUGGUGAAAAGUCAACAGCUCAUUUCGAAGCCAUGAAUGGAAAUGUAACUUACUCUGGGGACUCAAAUCAUCUGGAUGCUUUAAAAUCACUAUAACAAAAAAGUUAUAGCGGCUGAAGUAGACAAAGUCAGUGUGGGAGGGGGUGAGCAGCUUGUGGAGUAGUUAUCGUCCAUUUAUCGUUAUCGAGGUGAACUGCUUAAUAUCGUGAUGUUGAUUUGAGGCCAUAUCGCCGAGCCCUAUUUUGCAAGCCAUGAAUGGAAAUGUAACUCACUCUGAAGACUCCAACCAUGUUUGCAGACACUUUAAAAUCACUAUUGAAAAAAAGAAGAGAAAAAGCCAGAGUUGGACUCGAUACGACUAUCAAACCAACUAAGUUAUUGUUUAUUUGUCUUUUUUUUCAAUAAGAAAUAUCAGUAAAUUUAACUACAGUUACAUCCUUUUCUUUAUGCCCCACACCAAACUCUCAUAUCAGGGAGUGAUUCAGAAAUUAGCAGAGAUCUCCAGGUGAUACUGAUCUCAUGAAAUUAGUGCCUCAAAGCGGUUCGACCAAAGUUUAAUAGAGAGUACAGAUGAUGUGUGACUUUGAUAUUUCAGUCUUUAAAACAUCUCAUCUGUCAUGUUGGGAUUUUUUGUACUGACGACCCAGAUGCAGACUACUUUAAAGACUGCAAAAAAAAAGGAAAGACUUUCUUUGAAGUGUCCACUUUAUUAAAUAUCCAAAAGAUAAAACGUCCAAUUCAAAGGAUGAUAAAUACAAGUGCAGCUGCAAAAAAACCACAAGGCCAAGAACAAACUGGCUAUGAAACAGGAAAGAUAAUUUUAGCUCAAUCACAUUUCUCAUUUUUACACCUGUCCCUCAUUUGUCCAUCAAAGUUCACGUCAGGUACCUGGAGCAGAAACUUUAAAGGUAAUAUACCAAAUAUCAAGAGGUUCCAGGAAGCUCCACAUGACAUAUAAAAUACUCUUAAAUGAGUCAUCCCCUAUAAUCGGUGCACAGUAGAAACUAGGUGCACAUCUUAAACGGUUGGAUUAUCACUGACCUUUUAUAUCCGUGUUUGUUUCAUCAGCUCAUGAGAGAAAAACAGACCUGGGUCUUUCUAUGGCUGACUGAGCUUCAGCAGGACUCAGUUUGCUUCAGCUGCUCUGUGCUGGAUAAUUCUCCAAUCCUUCGUUUAUCUGAACUGUUUGGUUUAAACAGCACGGCAGGUUUGAUGAGAGCUACAGGACUCAGCUGUAAACCGAGUCUGCCAAAGACAAGCAAAAGCGCUGAUAAUGUCUGGGAGCCACAUGUGCGGAGCGAGCCUCAUUUCUACAAACGAGUAUUUUUUUUCAAAUGAUAAAUCCAUGGAAGUAAUUAAUUAGGCUUGGUUACAGGGAAAGUGUUUUAAUCACAAGUUUUGCACAAUUAACCUUAAAAAAUAAUGUGGAAAUAGUAUUUUAAAAAAGCUGAAAUAAGAACAAAAACAUAGUACAGAAUAUACUGUGCACUGAUGAGGUCAGGACAGGAGGUCCGUUUCCUCUGGAAAUAACAAGACAUGACAUCCAUGAUUUCCUACUAUAGGGUAGUUUACAGUUCAACCUAAACGAGCUCAGCCUCAGAGAAGUCACUGGUAAUCCUGUUACAUGUUUAUAAAUGACUUUCUUUUGCAUGACACACUUUUAAUCUGCAUUUGUGCACACUACAAUAACACUUGAUAAUCACCAUCAUCUUUAAAAGGUAAAUGGACACUUAAUUAGUGCUAGAUUAAAGUAUAAUUUACUAGAGUUAAAAAUUGUUUUACCGCUAAUUAAUAAUAAAUAACACUGAUUGUAGUUACUGUGAUAUCUCUAAUUUCUUAUUUUGCCAUAAAUAUCGAAUAAGUCAAUAAUGUUUUUAAACAGAUGAUAAUAAACACUAUCACACAUCUUGAUAACAUUACCAAACUAUAAAAGUUGCAACCGUGGCUUAAUGAUACUUAAUAAAUGGUUUAUAAACACUUUACACAGCUUAUAUUAAUAUUAAAAGGCUUUAUAACUAUAGAGCACACACUGAUAUUAUGGAGACGACUGUAAUAAAGUUGUAACCAAGGUUAAUAUGGUUUUAUCAAUGGUUUAUAAACACUAAACACAGCGUCUAUUAAUAUUAUUUGGCUGGCUCUUAUAAAAACGCAUAAUACCUUAUAACUGGUUUAUAACCAAUGAACACAGCAUAUACUGUAUAUUAAUGUUAUUAAGAUGAAAUGUGCAGCUGCAGUUUGGAAAAAACUGGAUGGCUUUUAUAAAGCAGUAACUAGAGUUUAUAUAGUUUAUUUAACACUUUAUACAGAGUGUAUCAGUAUUAUUUAGAAGGCUUUUAUACAGUUGCGUGCCAGGAUUAAUGAGCACAUUUGUAGAAGCUGAAGUAAGGUGUUUUAAAAGCACUUAGUUUAAAGCUUGUGUAGAUUUGGUUUGAGGGUUUGAGGAGCUUAAAAAUGAAUAAAAAGACACUGAGAGAUUUGUUAAUGUUCACAGCAGAUCACUUCUGAGUAUAAACCCUGAGUGACUUUUAGUGCAUGCAGUGACUUCCACUACAGAGUCGUAUCGGUUUUUAAUGCAGCCAUUCAGUGUUAGUUUUCAGGGUGUUUAUACUCAGUUUUUAUGUGGUCAGUUUGAAUCAUCGUUUUUGUGUUCUCUCAUGAGGUGCUGUUACAUCUCUAGACUAUUAUUUUACCACCACUGCAUCGCUGAAUGUUAAGUUCUCCUUUCAUGAGGCACAGUGAAAGACUUUCUACCACAGCACCAGCUUUUGUUUUUGUUUUUUUACCCAUGAUACUCCAGUUUUCUCUCUCGUGAGAAAGACCAGCUGAGGAUCUCCCCCAUGUAACGCUUGAUGCUCAGUCAUGACUGUAGCUGCUGUCAUGCAAAGGUCAUGCUUUAAAAAAGGUCAAAAUAAGGUCAGGAACAGCUCAGGAACCCCAAAGCAGCAUCAGUGUUAUCAUGAAGGAACAGUAUGAAAACCUUAGACCGCAUAAAUCCCAGACUGAACAGUGAAGCUGUGCCUCAGCUAACCUUAAUGCACCACCUCUGUUUGUCUGUAUUAUAUCCGGGAUGAUUCUAGGCUGAAUUCACUUUGCUGGGGGGGGGCUUCUCUGUGGGCGCGGAGCAGAGGGAGGUCAGAACAACAGCCGAGGACAGAGGUACGAAAUCCUCUCAGCAUCUUUAAGACUUUCCUGCGCUCACCUUCUGUUUCAUAAACGCCAGCGGUGGCUUCUUGAUUGCAGUUCACAGCCUUGGGCUGGAAGCUGUUUUGAGGUUAGAUCAUAAAAAAAGGGACAGGUGUUGUAAAGCUGACAUGACCAACUGCAGGGCAGAAGGAGGAGGGCCGACAAUAUGCUUCCUGCCACAAGGUGAAAGAUUUCAUUCUGUAGGUUCAACAAAGAACCAAGGUGAACAGGAAAUGAGAAAACCUGUUCAAACCUGUUUAACUCUGAAAGAUCACAAACUGAGCAAUACAUUAAAUCUGUUCAAGAAACUGUGUAACACUAACAGUUUUAACAUGUCCUUAUUAAUAACAGGUGAGAUUGUGUUGGACACUAGAUUGAAAUCUGGGUUUCGAUGGUCCAUUAGACAAAAAACGUGGAUGGCUAUCAUUGGAAUCCUUGAUUUCUACAGCAAAGUCCGAAAAACGCCCAAAAUUUAAUUUAAGGUUAUUGAAUUAUUCAUGUCAGAGAGUACUUGCAACUUAAUAGACAGCUUUCAAAGGUUUAGAUAAAGAUAAAUGCUGAGAACCGCACCAAAUUCCAUUCUGAAAUGUUCCAUUUUAAUUUCCCCAAAUUUCCACAUAUGAUUAAAAUCUUCUAAAUAAUUUGAAGAUAUUUUAAGAGGUUUGCCAAUACCCUAGACAGGAGACAGUCAGAGGUACUGGCACAUUGAGCUCCUUCACCUCUUUCUGUCCGUGUCAGUAACUUUGAAUUUUCAUGUCCCAUUAGAGUCACUGAUAGAGACUCUUUUCUGGGAGUCCCUGAGCUCUAUCAUCCUGUAGGCUUCUCUGGAUCACUGCUGCAGUGGGCCUGUCUUUUUUCUACUUCCUUCAAUCUCACCUGUGUCCAUCUCUCUGCUGUGCCAGUCAAACUGAAAGUUAAAUUUUGCUGUCAAUGACUCACUGCCGAGUUUACGGCUUUGUUGUCCUGCAUCAUAAAAGUCAUUAAGCGGAAGUACAGACUGAAUGGCUAAAGUCCACCCUGAACAUGAAUCAUGAAGCUUUUCCUAAGGUAAGCCGAGCAGGAAUGACUCUUAAAUCAUGAUUUUGUACAGUCUGAAAGUUAAUCUCACUUUCGUAAUAACCUUCUGGAUAUUAUACUGUCAAUCUAGAGCAGAGAUAGAGCUGGGAUCAUUCAGGCUGUUUUACUUUCUUCUGUUGUAAAGUUAAGAUCAGCGAACCAUGAGGAAGACACACAGAGCAGAAAGAUAUCACUGAAAUGUAAGAGACAACAACAAAUUUCACAUAUAAUGUUUUGAUUUAACUGUUCAAGUUUUUUUAUUGUGCUUUUUGUGAUUUAACGACUGAAAGUGACUCAAUUUGAGGAAAUUACCUUACACGAUGAGUCCUUUAGUGAAAUCAUAGCUCGCUCUGCUAUACUCUUGGAACUGAAUGUCUUUAAAUUAUAUGUUUACUUUGGUUUUCAGGAGAGAAUGGCUCUGUUCGGCUGCUUUGGUAUUCUCAUAUUUACCCUCAGCAGCCUCCCUGUAACUUCAGGUAAACUAAAAUCUGUAUGUGAUUUGUGUAGUUUAGAUUUUAUCUCUGCACCACUGACUCCUGCAGAUGUCUUUUUUUGUGUGUGUUGUACCGCCUCCUCUUAUUAUCCCCUAUCGUUACAGGACAGUCAAAUCUCACUUGUUCACCUCAACCAAUCACAGUCUGCGCUGGUGAUGACGUCAUUCUGCCGUGUCGCCUUGAACCUCCCAUGGUUGUUAGUUCCAAGGCGAUAGAAUGGACUAAACCUGGUUUGGACCCAGAGUUUGUCCACCUUCAUCAUGAUGGGCGCCUGGCGUACCACAGUCAAAAUCCUCUGUUCAACUAUCGCACGCUUCUGUUCGUGGAUCAGCUGGUCAAUGGAAACGUUUCCCUGAAACUCUCAAGAGUGAAAAACUCUGAUACAGGAAAAUAUAGGUGCUUCAUCCCCUCGAUAUGGAAAGAGGCUUUUGUCCAGCUCAGAGUGGGCGGGGCAGCAGCAGGUUGUAAAGGUUGGUAAUGAUCCUCUAUUUCUCAAGUUUUUCCUAAUAGACACGAGCACUUAUUCAUUUAAGUCAUGAUGACUUGAUCAUUACUUUAGGAAUGAGGGGCUGUGUCAAUUGAUGCCAAUUUUAGUGCUGGAAGGCCAAAUCGCCCUCGUCAUCAGCUGUUUUUUGUUUCGGAACUUUUGGGACACAACUGCACUCAUCAUUGUCGCUCUUCGCCCAAUCAGAAUCACAUAGGGGCGGGACUUCUGAGAACAUGGUUAUGAACAACGAUGGUGGUUGUCCAUUCGUCUAGUUUUCAUAUUUAUUUUUGUUGUCUUUCUCUUUUUUUCAGAUGACACUCUUGAGGUCUCUCCCUGCUGCAUUACCGCUCAAGUCCUCAGUGUGUUCAUUGGUGUGACUUAUAUUGGUUUAAUUGUUUGGAAAGUCUGGAGAUGGAGAAGGAACAAAAUCAGUAAGUCUAAAAUUUAUUUUACAUUUCCAUGAUUGUUAUUCUGUCUCAUUGGCCUCUGUUUAUGAACAUAUUUAGCAAGUUUUUUGGAAAGACUAUUGCAAAAAAGAUCAAAUAUUUGAUGGUUUCAAUGAAAAGUUAUUUUUGCUUGAGUUGGUGGAACUGUUUUGGCUAAAAGUGAGCAGAGUUUAUCCAGAAUCCUCAUAGACCUAUUUGGGUACAAGUUCUGUCCUUCAGAGCUGAGUCGUCGAUCGAGAAUGUAGAGCCAAGUUCCUUAUUCUUCAACGACCAUAUUCCACCUAAAUUUAACAAAAGUAUUCAAAAAUCCCCACUAAAAGGUCUUUAUAUUCAACAGAAGGUAGAGUUUUAUAUUUUCAUUUGUAUCUUUUGAAAUGCAACAAAAUAUUCUGAUAUGUUAAGUCUAUUUGAAAAUAUAUUUAAUCAUCAACAUUAAUAACUAACCACACAUUUUAACCUUUUUUAUCCCUCCCACAGAGAAAAUGAAAGAAAGGAAAAAUCUGGAGAAAGGGCAGCUCAUAAAGAUGUACAAGAGAGUGAAGAGUUUGGAGAACGAAAAUGCAGAGCUCAAGGCUCAGAAGAAAGAGGAAACAGAAGCAGGGGAAGGAGAAUUUAAAGGAGUGUAAGAGAAGGAGGGGGGCUUGCAUCAUGAGAUGAUCCACACUAAACAAACUCAGAAACUCUGCUGUCAAACUCUGAACCAUCAUUAUAAGAGACUCCCAGCUAACCCUGAAAAUGUCCCCUGGCUGUGGUCUGCGUAUAAGCAGGCUUCAGGUUUCCAUCCAUUUUUUUUAUUAUAAAGUGUUUCGAUAAAUAAAUAAAUGAAGAGAUCAACUUUCCUCUUCUUCUUCUUCAUCUCACCUCUCCUCUCUCUCUUGGAUGGUUUAAAUACCAAACACACCUGGAAGCACCCCUCCCUGAUGGACUCUGACUCCAAGAGUGUAUUUAACACUAAGGUAGUAAAACGAUUAAUUCAUAUACUAUCGCACUAGCAGUCAAUCAUUCACAGGACAGAACUUCAGUUUAAUCAUUUUAUAGCUGCUUAAAUAAAAAAUCUGGAUAAUUUACAGGAAUAUAACUCACCUGUGAUUGUCUCUCUCCCAGCUGUGGGCCACAUCUCUUGCGUUCAGGGGUUGGGAUGCUAAUGAACACAUGGCUGUGCAGAGGCACUCUGGGACCACUAGGAUCCCAGAUGUGGAUGAUGGUGCUAAUCUAUUUGAGCUUGUCUUCUUCAUGAUGUCAAAAUCGGGUAUUUCAAAGGAACAAUGUUAGACUUUGAAGAAAAUACACAAUGUAGAGAGUUGAUUUUAUCAAAAAAGUGUGUGGGCAUCUCUCGAUGUUCUAUCUGCACCUGAAGGGCUGUCAGUUCGUUUGAGGUGUGUUCAGUGACACUACAUUUAAAUUAGCAGGUUAAAUAAUGGUAUGAAACAGCCAUUUUUUCUAACAUAAUGGUUUUUUCUUUAUGUGACAUGGCGCUCCGAUCCUCCUCCAAAUUUUACUCCUGUAUUAAAUCUUGAAUCUAAAUCAGCAACCCACAGAAGACCACAGAGACCAACUAAACCUUGAUGAAGAGCUGAGAAUAAACUUUUGAUUUUCCUUCUUAAAUGAUAACUCCAGAACAGCCCUAUUUUUAUUUGAAACAAAGACAUCAAUCAAUUAGCGCUGCUACAAUAACUGAUUUCUUAACUGCAAAAAAAUGUCGUAUUUUCAAGAAGACGUGUUAGAAACAUUUUUCUGCUUUUAGCUUCAUAGAUGAGAUAAUAUAGGAUGAUACGACGGAGUAUUAGGGCUACAUCAAGCAAAAAAAUUAAAACUUUGAGAUUAAAGUCGUUAAUUUAGAAGAAUAAAGUCAUUAUUUACAAAUUUGUUCUCACAAGUAAUGACUUUAAUCCCGUAAAUUAACGACUUUAAUCUCAGUUUUUUUUUGUUUUUUUUUUAUGUAGUGUGGCCCUAAUACUCAGUCGCAGGAUGAAGUGUAUUAUAAAGAAUUAAAAUGCUAAUUUCGAAACAAUGCAAUUUUAAUAAAAAGAAUUUGAUCAUUUGCUUUUAAAUCAAUAAAAGUAGAAAGGAGGAGCAACAUAUAAACUUUGCUCAUAAUUAUUCAAUAAUUUCUACUGAUAUUAAAAAUCAUGUUUUAUCUGCGUCAUAAGUCCAUGAUGGUGGACCGCUGACUGCAGAUCAAAUUUCCCUUGGGGGACAAUGAAGCUCUGGACAUAUUAAAUGAAAACUCACCUUCCUCUUCUGCAUAUGAUUCCCACAUUACUACGAUGUAUGUGCACAGCAGGUGUAGACGCUGUAAUUACACUUUGUUAUCCUGCGGGUUUAACAGCUUCCCAGUGUUACUAAGAAUGUCUCACAUAAUCAAAGGUUUUCCAGGUAUGGACUGUGCAUGUUUACAGUCUAUGGUCAUGUAACACAUUACCUGCACAGUGGCAGUUGGCUCAUUUAAGAAAAAAGUAUCACUAAACGUGAAGAUAAAGCUCUGCUGAAACCCUGAACUAAAAAUCAAUCCUCUUUUCGUCAUUUAUUUUCCUUCUUCUUGUUCUUUUGUAAAGUCAAAGUGAGCAACAAACGCCCUCAAAUGUUUGUCAAUAAAAGCCCACAAGCAGAGACAUAUGCAGUGAUCAAUAUUUCCUUUAACAACAGUAAUAACACCAAGCAAAUGUUCAGUUAGCUCCCUGGGGAUUAAAUCGUACCUUUCUAAAUAAAUAGCUGCCUGACGACUGAAAGAAUAAUAAACUACACAAACCUUUUGUAACACCACGUAGAAAAACUCUGAUUUCAAACUCCACAAUCUGCCAACAUGUUUAAAUAUUAAACCUUGUCUCCACAAUCCACAUUUGCAUUCAGCUCUUCACAGCGCUCGGAGCGAGUGGCUCUCAUCUCCGACACCUGUGUCCCCCCUGUCGAGUUAACUGAAAGUGUCUGGCAGUCCAGCUGAGUGACCUGAUUAUUACAAAGAUCAUCCUGUAGCUGCAAGUCCCAGGCUUGAUCCUCCGCCGAGUUCACACUUCACAGCCGAUGUUAAUCCUCCCUGAACUGUGCAAGAGCAAGAUAGUGAAACCUUCCCUGAUUCAGGGCAUGCUGAGCAACACUCAGAUCUGCUCUCUUGUAGCACAAACAGAUACACACACAUGCACAUGUCUGAGGGGUGUAUGUGGGGGACCGCUCUGUAAUUACACUGGCUGUAAUUCGGUGAUUGAGAGCUCUUUAACGAACACAAGUUGCACGAGGGUUUGCACUCUGGAAUAGAUAAUUGCAACUGUUCAGCAAAACUAUUCAAGGAUGGUAAAUGUUGCCCACAGCCAAAGUGCACGUCCCUGGAAAAUCAGAGUAUGCAAAGUGUGUUUGGAGGAAAUUAGAUGAAUCUCACACUCUGCAGAGGAACUUUUCUGACCUUUCUGUGCUUUUCAUGUGUGCACAGCAUGCUAAUUUAAGAUUAAAGCGCUCAUUAUUGUGUGAACUGACCGCUCCUCCUUUAGAGGCAUGCACACAGCCGUAAGUUACAGGAAGAGCCAUAAAUACACUCCGCACAGCAGCAGCACCACACGCUGUCCUCUGCAUCAUUUCUAAAAAGAAAAACACCCUGUCUUUAUUUGUCUUCGGAGGGGGAUCUUCUGUAACAUCACAUCCGUCACCUUCCAGGCAGGAGAAUCGAUACCUGAUGAGCAUUAAUUAUCCCUCCUGGUUUGUUCUCCUGGUGCUCUAACAUGCCUUCCAUGAAAACUACAUUUGUUUCCACCUCCGUUGCCAUCCAAGACUGCCGAAGGUCGAGCUGUGAAUUUACUGCAGCCGUUUGUCUUGCUUGCUUGGCACCGGCAGCUCUGUCAGUGUUAAUGUGGUAAGUGUGGAGGUGCAUCCAGCAGCCCUCCUAGUUUAUUAGCAUUCCACGGUGCAAAGCAAAAAAGAGAAAACAUGCUCAUGCUCAUCUGGGUGAAUGCAACAUUCAUUCAGGGUCUGGCAGAGCGGUGAGGGUAAUGUGCAGUAAGGGGGAGGAGGCUGCAGGAGGAGGAGGAGGAGGAAUGGGGGGGAAAUUGAGUUGGGUGACUGCCCAAAGGCACAGAACUUCAACAAGAGUGGAUCAUCCUUCAGUUUUUAAAGCCAUUUGAUCAUGUUAGAGGCAAACUGAUACAAAUGUCAACUGGAUGUUAUGUUCUUUUGGCACUAAAAUAUGAUAUUAACAUUUAGCGAGGACACUUCUCUCAAAGGCGACUCAUAAUGUGACAUUUUCGAACACUUUCAAGGCCAUACAGACUCGGUAAGUUCCCGUUAUACCGCUUUACUAUGCUCACCUGUAGAACCUUCUGAGAACACAUCAGAGGUGGUUCAAACCUGUGAAAUGAAAUAUUGAAACCUUAGUGCCCCAGCACACAAGAUUUGUUAGGCUGCCCAGGUACGUGUUUUCUCAGGGUUGGAGUUUGUCUAUGUGGGAUGCAGAGAGUCGGAGGAAGACAUGUUGUAAAGGGUUGUCUUCAGGGUUCGAAAUUUACUUUUUUGAUCUCUUAAGUUACCAGCCAAUCAGAAUCUCCACCAGCCACUUUGUUUUGUUCUUUUUUGCGUAUUUGCAGCAAUACUGACAAAACAUGUUACUCUCGUGAUCAAACAAGCCGUUCAUGAUCCAUCAGCCAUCUGACGUUAGACUUUCUUCUUUUCGUUUCGCAAGCUCAGUCGCAAAUAUCCUCAUCUCCUCCGUCCUUCCCUUCUCAUCCAUUCUCGUCUGUCCAAGUUCAACCACCACACUUGGUUUAGUUUUACUAAACUUAAGCUCCGCUGCUUUUAGGAAACUCCCUACUCUCACUCUGUUUGUUUCUUGCCCUGGUUGCACUGUAGACUGUAGCGGGAAAUACCAGCAUUUGCGCAGCCAAUGGGCGUAUGAAACAUCUUUACGUAGCAUUUUUAGCACAGUUUCUAUGGAAAAUAGGGUGACCAUACAUCCUCUUUUACCUGGACAUGUCCUCUUUUCUGGGGGCUGUCUGGCUUUGUUCAAGGGAGUUUAUAAAAUCCUUCAAAUGUCCGGGGUUUUGUAUGGAAGUUUAGAGUUUGUGUCACGUGGACCUACUGAGUGAGAAGUGCGUAAAAAAUACUCAAUCCGACCCAAAAAACUCUCAAAAUUAACUACGCGCGACUCCAUGACUCCACCCCUGCGUAAUCGUGGCCUCUUUUUAGGGAUUCAGAAUAUGGUCACCCUAGUAGGAAUGACUGCCAGGGGGAGCAGAACCUAAGUAGAGCAUAUCUGUCCCACACCAUUGCCUCAUGCAUCACCGGCCAAACCGGUUAGUACGUUUUUAUUUAAAAUGAAUUUUGACCCGCAUUUGGCGGGUUGGGGGAUGUUAAUUUAGAACCCCAGUUGUGUUUGAUUGUUGGUAACAACUGUAUCCCUUGUAAAGGUAGAUACCUGGGUGGCCCAAUAAACAAGAUUAGUUUGGCCAUCCAGGCAGUUUCUUUUAUAUUCAAGCAGGGGGUUAUCUUUAUUGGAUAGGACAGCCUAAGAUAGACAGGAAAUUAAGGGUGUAGAGAGUUGGGGGAAGACAUGCAGCAAACAAGAUUUGUUAGGCCGCUGAGGUACUUUUUUGUCAAGGGAGGACUUUGUCUUUGUUGGAUUGGACAGCCUAAGAAAACGUGAAAAUUAAGGGUGUAGAGAGUGAGGCUACAAAUGCAGUGAAGGGUUAUGCCCUGCAAGAAGACUGUUGUCCCCGUAAAGGAUGAUACGUGGGUGGUGGUGGCCAAACAUGCAAGAUUCGUUUGGCUGCUCAGCUCCUUUUCCUUUAAGGGUAAGUGUAGUUUUGCUGCAAAAAAGGACGUUUUAACAUGCAACCUAAAGGGAUUUUUAGACCUGCAGUCUGUAUUUGCUUCACUUUAAAAAUUGAAAGUUGCAGCUUUGACGUUAUCUGCAACAUCAGUCAGUUGAAAAAAGAAGUCUAUUUCCUGAAGUGCCACUCUGUGGUGUUACUGCUGUUAUCAUUCUCUAUAUUUUCAAUUUCGUACUGUCCAGCUGCAUCUCCGUUUAGGUCUUUUAUUGCUGUAAUAUGAUGUGAGCUUGUUAAUAAGAUGCAUAAAUCAUAAACAGAGGCUUUGUCUAUGGCUCUGUUGCUAUCGUUACUCAUUUUAGCCACAAGCUAAUGCAUUGCAGUACAUUAAUUUAGAGCAGUGCACAAACCAUCUCAGAUAAAGUUACUGAUGACCUGCAGCCAAUCAAAUUCCAGUAUUUACCCAAACCUUGGUGUAAGCAAAUGUAGCUGGACAGCGAUGCCAGCUUUGUAAACAAAUGAUGUGUGUUUUGGACAGGGUAAAAUCUGCCCUGCUGAUAUUUGCAUAUGUUUGAUUUAACAGAUUGAAUAAUCUGCACAGCAAGAAAAGGCAUUUGGAUUAUUCUAAAGUCAUUUUUUUUUCUGCAGCCAUCUGGUUUUACUGUGUGACUGCAGAGAAUCAUCUGUUCAUGCACAUGGCAAUGCAGACAGCUUCCAGGAAAGGAUCACUUCAAACACAAGAGCACUGUUUUGCUUAUUUUACAAUGUACUUAUGUAAAGUAACCAUGUAACUCAUACUUAAAUGCACACACAUAAACUUCAACUGCUCAAGAGAGAUGAAAUGAGGGAGUUUAUUAUGCAGGUCCUCAGCGUUUUAGUGAGUGUGAAUCCAAGUUGUACUUUCCACUUAGGGCUCUCUCAUCCCUCUUCUUCGGUGCAGACGUUUUAACUCAAGAUUAUUUGGCCUUGACGCCUCCAUACAAUGAACCUGUCUAACCCAAAGAGUUUUAAGAUACGCAGACACAUGCCAAAUUUAGGAAAGAUUAAGACGAAGAAGAUGCCAGUUAAAUUUCAAUGCUGCCUUUUGUGAGUUAGGAGUCGUGUCUUUGUGUAAGAGCUCAAUACUUCUUUAAAGGGCACUUAAAGGUUUUUUUUUCCGGCUUUGAGCCAAAUCUGAGAAAUCUUCAGCCACUUUGUUCAGCAGCAAGGCUUCGAGAGAAUUAAAGGUUUUCUCAUUAAAAUCAGAGGUGCGGCAGAUUAUUGCUUGUUUUUCAAAUAGCUAAUUCAUCGCGUAGGAGAUGGCGCCAGUCACUCAGAAUUGGGUCUGAUACUAACUCAGAAUUAUCAAUUCUACUGCAGGCUGUGCUUAGCUACAAUACAUAGAGCCCUGAUGCUUGGAAAGGCUACACAUCUGCAUGAAAACAACACAUUGUUGAACACAUGGAAAGCCUUCAUGCAGGAAAAUAGUUUAAAUCGAUUGUGGCUUUUGUACCUGUGUGACUUCUACAUAAUAUUUUGCGUUGUUGGCUUGUUAGCUGAUGGUUUACUGUAAAGUCGCACCGGUAGGUGAGGCACUUUUUUUUAUUGGGGGGGGGUGUCUGAAGGGAAAGAGGUCCCUCAUUGUGUUGAGCAAACUCCACCAUGUUCAGUUUCUAUGCAGAUGUGUAGCCAACAAUCACAACAUAGAGAAUGAACGAUAUCUGAGUUGUAACCCUAAAAUAUAACAAACAGAGCUGUAAUAGUGUUUUAAAGCAGUCUUGUAUGAAUUGUAUAAGUAAUGCCAAGGCCAGAGUUAACAUUAUGACUACAAUUAUAAGCCGAUAACAUAGAUGUAGAGAUUCAAGAUCCUUUAGCUCCAAUGUUGAAUGCUUUAUCCUGCGAAGUGUGCCAUGAUCAUGUCGUAGACCUCUCAUGACUACUUUAACAGAAACUUCUGCAUGCUUAAGUUUUCUUCCUGCUUUUUCUUUUUAAAAAAGUGCAAAAGUCCCAAAUAUAGAUGUAAAGCAAAGCAAAAAAAAAGUUUAGAAAAAUAAAGUUAGUGCUGCAAGAUAAAAUUAUGAGUUGUUGGAAAAGUUUGUGGUGCUCUGACAACAACAACAGCCAUCCUGCCUCCAAGGGCUGUCUCUUUGUCAAGAAUUCAAGCUGGAACCAAAAUUCGACAUGAGGUGAUAACAAAACUGUAGUACCAGCCAGAAAGACCUGAAACGAAACUGCUUUUCAGAAACUUUCAUUAGACUUUUGAUAACUUUAACUUGAACUCUGACAUAUUUGAAUGAAACCAAACAGCUUGUUGCUGUAAUUCUGAACGCCAUAUUACCAGAAAUACAAAUCUAUCUUCUUCAUCUUCUGCCUUACAGGUGAGCCCACAGGUUUAUAUUCUUUUAUUGUGUUGUAGUGUAGGACCCAAAAUACCCCCCACCUCACCUGACAGGUGCACCUCAGGUGUUUUGACUUAAAUUGAAAGCAUCAUCACUGCAUCCCUUUACUGAGGUCAAGAGUGCCGUGCAAUGGUCAGGUAAUGAUGACAGAACCAUCUGAUCCAUCAAAGGUCCUGAUGCGCUGAUAAACUAUAGAUUCUGAAUUCAGCUGAUCAGAAUUUAAACUUCCCUCGAAUAAGAAACUUUGGAUAUGCAGUGACAGCCUUACUGUGUUUACAGUGCAAGAAACACUGGAGGGAAACAGCAGCUACACCGAAGCAACCUGGUCAGCAGAAACUAUUAGCAUCCCUGGGCGUCCUCUUGCUAUGUCUUAUCUGUAGGUCAAGUCAGGACAUGAAGUCACGGCUCUCUGAUCACCUAAUCUGUCAUCGUGAGAACAAACCUGGACUGAAUGUCUAUGUUUGAAUUAGCGGAGAAGUCACUGCUGAGGAAGAGAUUAUGCAAAGCAAGUUAACCAAGCGCAGAAAGAUCCCGUUGCAGAAACAUCAAAUAUUUUUUUAUCUCAGUGUUAUGAUCUGCUUGUUUGCUCUACAUCAUAUCAUACCACCUGACCUGACCGUCAUCAUUCUCAUCUCUGUCUCCUUUUGCAGCCGACCCCUGUGGUGAAAAAUCAACCUUCGAGUAAAACCUCUUUCCUGGGAGAUUUCUGCAGCUUUUGACAUUUUUAAGAAAACACUCAAAUGUGUGUGUUUCUGAAAACUGACUCAGCUGUGAGUGAGGGGGAAAAGAUUGCAGGAGAUUUGUCAUUUUACGGGCCUGAUGAUUUCCUGGCUGUUGUUUGGAUUCACAUCACUGGACCCAAGUAUGCGUUCAGUCCUGUUGCGUGAAGAACAAAUGACAGUGCUAAUAAAGAUCUGCCUCGAAGCCCGAGCACAGACAGUGGGCGAGCGCCUGAGGAGGAUAUUAAACAGGUUACCUUAUUUAGGAAUCAUUUAUCCAUCUGCAGUGUCACCCCCUCGGCUGUUUAUUCUGUCCUGUGGCAACAGUAUUAUGGUACACUCAGGGGUGAUCGAAACGGUCUUAACUAGGGAUGGGGAUCAUUAAUUUUUAUUGAUAUUGAUACCAUUAUUGAGCCUCCCAACAAUCUGAUUCCUUAUCAAAUCUGCUCUCCACACUUGCUUUAAUUUGGUGGAAAGAGGAGAUGAUAGGAUAAACGUUUUGUACAGAGCUGGUAGCUUAAGGGACAUGAUCAGGAAUAGGACCCCUUUAUUAAAGAGAGGUAAUAAUUUUCACACAACAAAUCAUGUUUGGGAGUACGGCUCAGCUCUGAGAGGAAUAGCAAAGCUAGCAGCAGGGAGAGCAGCAGCAAAGACACCCAAGGUCCAGGACUUCAGAGACUGUUCUCAAACACUAAAACGUGUUUUAUCUACUGUAACCUGAUUUUAAAAUGAUUUUAAAACACAAGUUGUUCUUCCAAAAACUUUACUUGACAUCAGUUCCUGUACAGCUCAAUUCUGUAAGAUUUUGGACGCUGUGGAAACGAUAAUAUAGCAGAGUUCGCUAACAGAACGAUGACGUAACUUUUGUGGCGUGAUGCACCAGAUAAAUUGGGUGAUGACUGACGAGUCAGGACUGCACCCAGACUCUUCUUCUGCAGAGCCCUGCUGUAGUAACACACAUUAAAGGCAGCUUAACAUCUUCUUGCACACAAAGGCAUUGUCAGCCACCUUCCCAGAUGUGUAAGGUACUCGUGCCAUGUGCGCUCAUGAAUUUUCAUACCAUCAGAGGUGCUGUGGCUAAUAAAAGCCAGGUGUUCGCUCUCCUCCUGAUAAAGGAGGAUGAACAUCUAAAAGAACAUCAGAUUUUGACUAAAUCUAAUUUAAAACCUAGAAUUAAGUAUGCAUGAGGUUUCCUUUAUACAGAUUUUUGUGAACUGCAUUUGGUGUCACCCAAACUAACCUCUAUUCAGAACUGGUUUUCAGCUUUGUACCUUCGUAAUGCUUUUUGAACCAUAGAUGACAACAUCCUCAAAUUCUUUCCAAUUUUGCACUCGGGAACAUUAUUUCCUCACAGAGUCUCUCUGAGAGUGACAAACCUCCUUGCGUCUUUACUUCAGAGAGACUCAGCCUCUCUGAUGUGCCUUUUCAUACCCAGACUUGCGAUAAAAUAACUUCAUAAAUUCAGAGAUUUUAAGCAUUUCACUACUUUCCCAGUGUUUUCAAUCCUUGUGCCAACUUUUCUGAAACUUGUUGCUGGCAUUAAAUUCAUAAUGAGCAUAUAUUUUUCAUAAAACAGUAAAGCGUCUCAGUUUGAAUAUUUCAUAUAUUGUCUUUGCGCCGUUUGAAUUCAAUCUAUGUAUUUUGUUUUAUCGAUAUUUGACAUAGCGUCCCAACUCUUAUGGAACUGAGAUUUGUGCUUCAGUGGUUUGAUUUAAAUGAUAUGAAUCUUAGGACCCUUGAGACUUGAUAGCAGUGUUGGUAAUCUUAAUUUUCCAGUUUUGAAAAAUGUCGUUCGUUCCUCCGCCCCUCUUCAUUACUCUGCAGAAAAUCAUUUAAAGUAAGCAGUUUGGAAUAUAACCAUCUCACUCUAACGUAAUGAAUUUGCAAAGGCACCACUUCAGGAUUUAAGUAGUCUCUAAUUGUAGAUUGAGCCAGAGCGAGAAAUAUCAGUCGUUUUUUUCCCUCUCUAACCCAGGUUAAUUAAAGGACAUGUGCUGAAUUUUAAUUAAAAAGUGGAAAAUACUCAACUUUUCCCUACUACUCCGUUAAAGAGCCCUCGGGAGUCAGUCAAUGAGCAGGAAACCUUCAUCUUGUACACAAUACUUUAUCAAAGAAUCACAUAUAAAAACACACGUCUCUCAGGAGAAAGCUUUAACUCUUAUGUUCAUCCUCAUUACUCUCUCUCUUUCUCUGAUUCGGUCGUGUUAAAGCCUUCGACUACAGAGAACAUUCGAGCAACAGAAAUACACACCACAGCACACAGACCCUUAAAGUUAAGAUAGAAUGCAACACACACAUUCAAAAAAUAGAUCUUCUCUAGACUCACAGGAGUUUGCGUUUUUCCUUUUGUACGAUUUAGAAAAAAAUACACAGUUAACUGAACGUUUCUUUAAAGUCACAACCGAUGCUGCGUUUUGUUUUGCACCAUGACUGCUUUGGAUCUUACAGAGCGUCUGCAGCGUCCUGCGUGUUCACACGAGCAUUCACAUGCCCUAAGAGGUGCGGGACUUCGUGCCCCGAUGGCGUCCAAAGGGUCACAUCGAUGCAGACGUCAUGAGGAUUCACCUCGUCGCUCUGUCAUGUGUGUUCACACGUCGUCAUCUCGGGGAGGGGUGUCUGGUCCUGCAUGACCACUUGAGGGGGGGUGGGGGCAGGGCGAGCGUGGGCCACAGAGUUUUUCUGCAGCUCCACCCCGAAGGCAGGAGAAGCAUUCUGCAACUGUCUCCUGUACUGCACGAAGCUGCAGGUCUUUAAGAUGAUGGCCAGCACGUUCUUCCCUAUUAGGAUCCCGGACACCCGGUUGUCCCUGUACAGGAUCAUGUUCCCCCCACGGAUGAAGAGCGUGAUGAUGUUGAUGGUGACGAGGCUGAGGAUGGGGUACAGGAGCAUCUUGUGGGGUACAAUGUUGAUGCCCUGCAUGCUGAUCUCGCUCAGGGACACGCAGGGCAGCACCAGGAGGAGGAUGUAGCAGUAGAAGAACAUGAGGCCCUCCGCCCAUAGAGGGAGACCCUUCUUCUGAGGCUCCCACAGGUUGGCCUGGAUGUCCAAGAUGUCCAGCAGGUCCACCACCACCCAGAAGAGACGGUUACGGAUUUCCUCGCGCUUCUUGAAGGCUCGGACGUACUCCAUGUGGUCGAUCGCGACCAGCACCACAAACAGCACCGGGAUACAAAUGGACAACAGCAACGUCAAUGCCUUCCUGGCGAGCGCAUCCAAACUCUUCCUGUCCGCUUUGUAGUUCUGGUACACAAAGUAGACCUUGAUCUCCAGCACAAAGAUGUAGAGGAACCAGAGGAUCAUGGCGUAGCCUCGCUUGGCUGUUCGCACCUCAGCGCCCACCCACACCGCCACAUACCGCAGGACGAUGAGGAAGCAGAUGUCCCCCACCAUCACCAUAAUGCAGAUGCCGAUCUUGCGCGGGCCAUGGUUCUGCUCCACCAGGUAGGCAUCGAUCAGCGCCAUGCUGCUCAUGAUCAGGAUGGUGGAGAGGCACACGUGGGGCUUGUUGGUGGGAGGUGGUGGUACCAUACUUGCCUGGGUGAGAAGAGGAGGAGGUGGAGGAGGAGGAGGAGGAGUGUUGUUGAAGAGGGAGUGCAGAGGGGGUGCAGAGGGGGCUCAGUUUGUCCAGUGAGGAGGCAGAUCAGAUGUGCUGUUAGACAGCGGUGCUCCCCUCCAUCACUUCUCCUUUGGCCAGAAUCCAGGAUGCAUUAAUAGGAUUCUCACGGUUCACUUCAAUCAAUCUCCGCUCGUGCCCCAGCCACCUGCCGGGCAGACAGCACCCCUCAUUUAGUAAAUUAUGUUCAUUGGCUAAUUGUCUGUAAACACACGGUUUCCCAGUUUUUGAAUCAGUAAAUCUCGGGGUGUGUGUCGACCAUUUGCACCCUGGUAAUCAAUAAUUUAUCAGAGCACAAUAGCUUAACUGACAAGUUCUUUAUUCUGAUUUUCACAGAGAAAAAAAGCUGCUGCGGUGUGCUCUCAUUACAGAUUCCCUUCCGACAGCAUUGUUUUCUUUCCAGUUUAAUCCGUCAGAGAUAAAAAAAAAUCCAGAUGAAUACUCACUUGUGUCCCUCUUUGUACUUUAUCCUAAUGACUGGCAGCGAGCGAUCAUCCAUGAGACUGCACUGAGAGAUCACAAAGCCCAUCUGUAAUCCACAGGAGGGGAGCGCAGGAAACACACGGGAUCCUCUCCCUCUCUGACAAGCAUAAAUCCACCAGUCCCGGAUCUAUUUCGCUCUCUUUUCUAGACGUAAAAGAGAAAUCCCAAAAUGUAGCUGUCAUAAUCCACUUACUGCUCGGACUGAAUCAGGAGCCUCUUAACGGUGACAAAGCUCGCUCUCCGUCUCUGUGAUUUUGUGCUUUGCUUGGAUAAACCUCAAACUCCCAAAUAAAAAAAGUUAUUUCUAGUGUAGAAAUCCCCUGAUAGGUCCUGCUAAAAACAGAAUUUCAUAUCCAGAAGUUUUCCUCUCUUUUAUCCUCCAUCCAUGGACCAGAAAACGCAGAUUUAGUCUCUUUUCCUGUGGAAGUUUGUGCAGUUCAGAAAAAGAGAAAGGGGUUGUAAUGGAUCGUUUAAAUGCAGCGUGUGUCUAAAUGUCCUUCCCCACUUAGCGGUGUGCAUGUGUGUCAGUGUGCACGUAUGUUUGUGUGCAUGUGCUGUUGUGUGUUGCAGGUUUCAGCUGCCUCCACGCUUGGUUGUCGCGGUAAAAUGCUGCCCCCCUGGCGUGAUCCUGGCUGCUGCACUGUUUUUUCUGUCUCCCACUCCAGCAGCUCUUGCCAGAGACACCAGGAUCAGCCGUGCCAGUGGAUUCCCCUGUCUCUACUCAGCACGCUCUGCCAGCACCACCAGCGCUGUGAUACUCCAACACCGCCUGCCUCUGCCCGUCUGUCUCCUGUGCUCUCCUCAAACCCCGCUCCGCAAAGUGGAGAGAUGCUGCUGCUGCUGCUGUUGUUCUGCGGUGCGUUCACACACACACACACAUACACACUCACACCCCUGGGAUUUCACUUCUGUCUCGCGGCCCCCCUACCUCUUCUUUCUCCCUCUUCUGCUCAAGUAAAGGCACUUGCUGUGUGGAGGUGACGCUCAGCAGACCACAGCUGCAGAGCCAGGCAGAGAGAAAAGAGGUAGAGAGAGAGACAGAACACUUUUCCAGGGGGUGGAGAGAGGCGGGGAGCAAGGGAGGAGGGAAGAGGAGCCAGCCUUUUGCAGCUUAGCUGAAUGCACAAGUUCUCUCUCUCCCCCCUCUCCCUCUCUCUCUCUCUCUCUCUCUCUCUCACCCUGUUUUUAUUUCCUUUAUACCCCUCUCGUCUUGCACUGAUAUCCUAUUUUCUCGGGCAGUAUCCUGAAAAAAAAAAGCUCCACUCCUCUUCUUCUUUGAGGAGCCCAUCACAGCGCUCUGCUUUUUUUCUUUUUGACUCCUCCUUAAUCAGGUUUGAGGUGCGGUGAUGAAAAGUGAUCUGGAGGGGAGGAAAAGGAGGAGAGGAGACUCUCCAGUAUGACAUGUAGUAAGCCAGUAACCCGGCUGGCUGUGUGUCUGCAGUCUGGGGAGACAUAGUGAGUUGGUGGUGGGGGGGAUGCUGUGCUCCUCCUGACAGAGAGCCUUUCUAUUGAUCUCCUGACAGAGCAGUGAAUCAGGAGCCUGAGAUGGGGCCGGGAGACCAAAAGAGAUGAAGGGUAAGGGGGAGAUGGGGAAAGGAGGACAAAAAUGAGAUGAGCAGCUGAGAGACAUGAUGAGAAGUGAAAAAAGAGGGUAGGAGAUGUGUGCAGGGGGGUCGGACUAAAUGUCAAGGGGACAUUUUUAUCCCCUGAGAUGUAAUAAUGCUCCAGCUCAGAGAUAAUUCUUAUGCAAAAUGCAGGAAGGUAGAGAAAGGUUGGUGUUUGCUCUUCUGUGCAGUAUGCUAACACCAGCAGCUCUGUUUAUCCAGCUGGGCCAAUUAGCGAUAAUCCCCCCUCGGAGGAACCAAACUGCUUUCAUUACCACAGUUUUUAUGAAGCCAUUCAACGCUCACUUCAUGAAUUGUCCUUAUUGAGGAGUCAGAAGUGUCGGUUUUCAAACCGUGUUUGGCGGCACAUUUUCAGCACGCUCUGGGAUGACGACGACGACGUUUUAAUUGCAAUCAAUCAAGCUGAUUUCUGCAGCCUGAAUGGUACAGUUACUGAUUUACCAGCUGUGGAUCAGCUGACAGAAACCAUCACGACUGUUUACGACUCCUCUCAUGACUUCAUCACGGAGGCAGACGGAGAAUUCACGUCAUUCCUCUUUCAACGAGCGGCUUUCUUAUCGACUAUUUCCUCUGAAUUUAUGGAGCAUAAUGAAGCCGUGACAAGUGAAGUGAUGAAUAAUAUCCUCCUUUGCAAAUCAUGAAUUAGCGUGACUUCCACUUUUUUCAAACUUUCUGACAUUUCUCUCUGGUGGAAUUUAAUACCAGCUGAUGCUGAAAUGUGACUACAACAGAGACGGAAACUCCUGCCCUCAGUGUACAGAUCAUUUAACUCGACUCAGAUGAUCUUUUCAGUGUUCAAACGGCUUUUGUAUCACCUCAUUAAUUUGAUAAAACCAAAGAAAAAGACAUUUAAAACAUUUUUCACUCAGUUAUGUUUGUGUCGCUACAAAAAUCACAUGUGCCGACAAGUCCAAUAUUCUGGACUUGAAAAAAAAAGAAGUUCUGACAUUGUGAUGAUGAUAAGCAAAAAGUAAUAACUUCAGAGUUGUAGAGGGCAGAUAGGGACAGAAGUGUUUUUUAUGUUUAUUUGCCAGAGAAAAUGCAGAGGAGAUAAAGAUAAGAUAGAGAAGGUGCUUUAAAGUGAGGCAGAAAAGUGUUGGGUGGGGAAAGAGAAGGUGGGAUAGGAUAGAAAAUAAGGAAACAGAAGGAUGAAAUAUAAUAUAAGAGGAUAAUUUAGGAGGGGAAAGGAUAGGGCAGGGUAGGAUGGGAUAAGAUAGAAUGGGAUGGGAAAGGAUAGGAUAGGAAAGGUGAGGCUAAGAUUGGAUAGUACAGGAUGAGAUAGGAAAGAAUAGGAUACAAUGGGGUAGGACAGGAUAGCAUGGAAUAAGAUAGGAUGGGAUAGGAUCAGAUAGGAGGAGACAGGAUGGAAAGGAUGGGAUAAGAGGAUGGGACAGGAUGAGAGAGGAUGGGAUGGGAUAGGACAGGAUAGGAAGAGAUGGAUUAGGAUAGGAUGGAAUAAGAAAGGACGGGACAGCAUUGGAUAGUAGAAUAGGACAAGAUAGGAUCAGAGAGCAUGAAAUAAGAUAGGAUGGGAUAGGACAAGAUAGCUAAGGAUGGGAUAGCAUGGAAUAAGAUAGGAUGGGACGGGACAGGAUAGGAUAGAACAGUGAGAGAUGGGAGAGGAUAGGACAAGAUAGGACAGGGUAGGACAGGACAGAAAAGGAUAUGACAGGAUAGGAUAAGAUAAAGUAGGAAAGGACGGGACAGGAUAAGAUAUAAAAGGAUAGUAUAGGAAAAAUAGGAUGGGAUAGGAAAGGCUUGGAAGGGAUUGGUCGAGAUGACAGAGAACAUCCAUCCAUCCAUUUUCUACGGCUUAUCAUGUUGGGGGGGCUGGAGCCUAUCUCAGCAUCUUUGGGCGAAGGAAGAGGACACCCUGGACAAGUCAUCAGUUCAUCGCAGGACUGACACAUAGAGACGAACAACCAUCCACACUCACAUUCACACCUACAGGCAAUUUGAAAGUGACUAAUUAAGCUCACCAUGGGAGAGGACAGGAUGGGAAAUAAAAGAAUAGGAUGUGAUGAUAUAGGUUGCUUUUUAAUAAGCUAAACUACAUUCAUAUAAUCCAUCCUGUAUGGCCUGAGUGCUAGAAUAGGACACAACAACAUUAAGUCUGAUCUGAUAAACUCCUUCCCUCGUAGAAAUCCGUCCCCGACUCCUGUGCUGCAUUCAAUUAACAGCAUGAUUAUUUAUGAAGAAGUUAAUUAGUUACUAAUGAAUAAGCAGCAGUAAUAUAGACAAACAAAAUUAAAUCUGCAUGUAAACACAGACGCAAGUGAUGAUUAAAAACAAUCAAUAUACAAUCCACGUUACCAAUGAUCUGCAGAGAAUAACGUUUAUAAACGAGGGGUCAGAUAUUAAAGAUGAAGAUGUCAUUUUAAAAACAGGAUUAUUAAACAUUUCUCCUGGUGUGAAUUCCCUCGUUGGUUCAGAUUGAUAGACGCUGUCGCCGCUGUUUAGAAAACUGUGCUGCAUUAAAGGUCACAAGUCUGCUGUUUAUAAUUUAUGACUUCAUUUGAAAGCAUUUUGUGAUGUACUGCACAUCCGGGACCAUGUUACACUCUCCAUUAAAAGGAACAGUUUUGGAUCACAUGUGUCAAUAUCCUUAUUUAUAGACACUUUCCCCUUUUGUCUCCCUGCUCUCUCGGUGUUUAUAAUUCAUGAGCAGAGCGGAAAUCAAAUCCCCGUCUCGUAAGGUUAUUGUGUCUCUUAGAUGAAGCUGAUUUAUGCGCAGGUUUAUGGACAGAGUGUGUCAAAGAUUCAGACCUGAUUAAUGUAAUUAUACUGUCAUAACAACACAAAGCUGUGUGUUGUGAUUUAUGAGAGUUCAUCCAGCUGAUGAACAUCCUGAAGUCUAUUUCUCCGUCCUCUCUGGCCCUCUCUUCUUCGUCCAUCAGGCCAUUGAGCUCAGCUGUCCUUGGCUCCUGCACAGGGACACUGCAUCAUCAGCUGCAGGCUGGCGAACACACAACAACAGAUAGCAGAUGAUAAAACACGAGGCGCACUCUCUGUAACAUAAAGCAUCAACAGAAAACAAUCACAGGACUCAAAGAUAGGGAGCCAUGCGGUGGCUACGACGCGGCCAUCUCAUAUCCUGAGGUUUGGAGUGGUUGUAGAAGUGGUUCCUGUUUUAAAGAAAUGAAACGCUCGAUUUGAUCUCCUCGCCUUUAAAUGUGGUAUUUUGCCUUCAUGCAAAUAUUUGAGCGUGCUUCCUUGGAGCACAGAAAUGUUCCCUUGACAACAGAGCGGCGGCAGCAGCUCGAGAAACGUGUUUUUUUUUCUCAUCUUGUCAGAAAAGAUACGAUGAAGAAAAUUCUCCACUCUGGGCUGCACCUUGAACUCCUCUUAAAUAAGGCAUGAAAACAUGUUUGUCAAACAUGCUGUGGGAGUAAAAAUGGAACAUGCUUCACUGUCAUAUAGAGAGAAUCAGCCUUUCAUGUGCAGUUUCCCUUCAGCUGAUUGCAAUCGUGGGUUCAAUCAGAAGUCUAUUCAUCCUUUCCUCUUUGUGCCGACCGUCAGAGAGCCUCUCAGACCGUCCAGGUUUUCUUCACUGUCAACAAACAAUCUUUUUGUUUGUGCAGGAAAUCAGAAGUCUUCAAGGUUUUAUCAAUAAAGCAUCACUGCCUCAGAUGACUGCAGAGAGUGUUGUUUUCUCGUUUGUAGUUUCUGAGGCGCUUAAUCCAACACAAUCCAGCGUUAACUCAUUCAUGUUUCUCAGCGGAGGAGAUGUUAAUGACGAAGGUGAGCAGACUUGAUUUCUUUUGUAUUUGUACCCGAGCUGUCAGACUGUCAGAGUUUCCCCUCAUGGCCUGAAGAAAUCCAGGAAAACUAAAUUACUGUGAUUUUUAGAAAAGACAAACAAAACUGUCAAACGAGGGAAAAGGAAGACAAGAGCAGAGCGGCACAUUACUCGGUAAACUUUAAUUAUGGAUGAAAGUGACGACUUUACAGCAGUUUUAGGUAGGGCCGGGCGAUUUGGCCUCAGAUCAAUAUCACGAUAUAUUGAGCAGUUCACCUCAAUAGCGAUAAAUAGACGAUAACUACUCCUCAAGCUGCUCACCCCCUCCCACAUAAACUUCGUCUACUCCAGGUCCAAUCCUUCAGGGUUAAAAAUGAGGAAAGGUAGUCUGGUGUUUUACCUUGAUUAGCUUCAUAAAUAAGAUUUACUAACGAUUAAGCCAACAUGUACUCAAAGUAGUCCAAAUGACUCCAAUGGUGAGUAGAUAAACUUCCAGUUGUAAUAAAUCUCAAUGUAUCAUGAUGCAUGCUGUCGAGGCUGUAACGACUUUUGUACAUCACGCCACCAUAAUCAAGAACAGGUAAAAAAGUCGAGUCCACUAGUUUCUUUUUCAUGUAAAACUAAAAGUAACACUUAUUUCUGCAGUGAAACCUCCACCUUUUAAGUAACAUACAGAAAUGCUCAUGAAAAGACAAACUGUUGUCAAUGAAAACACAAAGUAUUUAGAUACCGUCUCAACUUCAAACUAGGAUUAAUGUCGUAAGAUGCUGUUCUCCAUCAGAGACAUGACUCCACCCCAUCCUGGAGUCCCCCAACUGCUCAAUAUAUCGUGAUAUUGAUUUGAGGCCAUAUCGCCCAGCCCUACAUCUUAGGGAUUGGGAUCAUAAACCGGGUCCAUGGAAUUUGGACCUGGCACAAACCCUAAAUUAAGUCUCGAGAGUCCCUGGAGUUAUGUUAUACUUUAAGUUUAGCCACGAAGUUUAUACUCAAAGAAUUUCAAUGGAGAGUUUUGACAAUGGUGAAGGUAUGAGAAGGUCCAAAGUGUGGCUACAGUGAUCCCGAAGCUGAAGACAGAGAAGGAGCAAAAUUUAGUCCAUGCUGCAAAAUCAUUUCUUGCAAAGGAGGAACAAAACCUCUAUGGCCAAACAUAUCAGCACAGAGCAUCUAAUCAAGCGGAAAUGCAGAUCUUUGACUAUCUGAGACUUGAACAACUCUGCCAACUCUUGCUGCUGCUGCUGCAGGGCUGCCAUCCUCCUCCUCUUCACCCAGAGCAGCCAAAGUAAACACAACCAGACUAUAGAGGGAGUCUUGCUAAUUAAAAGUCACGAUCCAAAGUUCAAAUCUGUGUUGAAAUCAGCAGGAUAAAAGCUAGUUAGAUGUCUAAUGGAGGCGGCAGACGAUUACACUGUGAGCUGUUCAGGGUCGUCGAAAGUAGAUGAUACGUUAUCAUGAUGUGUUCAGAUGUCCUGAAAAAUAGUUUUUGAUGAAAAAUCAGUUUAUAUUCGACAACAGUUUGAAGGUAAUCAAGAAUAGAAAAGACUUGAUAACAGUAUUGAUCUGGACUUGAAUCAUUAAGGAGUCUUGAUAAUGGUUAUCGAUGAAACUUAACGAUCCCCAUCCCUCGUCUCACUUAAUUGUACUUUACAUCGUGUCUUCUCAGUUCAACAUCGUUAAAAGUGUCAGGAUUUAGAAAAGACAGAACAAAAAGUUAAGAUGUGUAAAACAGUAUUACGUGGACAAUCAUUAACUAAAUUAAUUCUUGAAUUAUUUUGACAUGACUGUGAUUUCAUUCCCACGACAAUAAGACUUUAUUUUUAAAACUUUAUGACCUGUAAUGUUGCUCUAAUAGUCGUCAUAUGAGAGAGAACAGACAGAUGUAAAAAUAAACCACAGUAUCACUUAGUUUCUGCAGAAUCACAUCAAAUUAAACAGACGAUUAUAAAACCAUGAAUCAGAAUAACUGCACCAAUGGAUGCACGUUACGACACUAAUUCAUUGAUUUGUAGUUUUUACGUUUGUGGUUUGGUUGCUGUAUCUGGUAAAGAUAAAUUUAAAUUAAAGAUAACACCACAUGUAUAAAACUGCCAGUGUUAAUGGAAAAAUAAGGCAACAGACGCGAACAUUAAUUGUGCAGGUUUGAAGGAUAAGAUUCAGUGUCAGCAAGUUGUGAAAAGACGGGGGAAUUUUCAUCACCAGAGACUAUUUGUACAUGAAGCAUAACAGUGGAAAUAGGAAACAUAAAUCACAUUAGCUGUAACCCUGAGUCUGCCAUCGAUUACCUGCAGGAAAACAAAUGGGAGCGUUAAGGCUUCCCAUCCUUAAACAUCCCCAUCAGGCUGCUAACCACCAAAUGGGAAACAUGAAGUGGACGGGCUAAGCUGCUCCCCAUGGGGCUAUUAGAUCGAAGGGGUUAGAGGGGGUGGGGAUGCCCUCCACCUCCACCUCCUUGUGGCCCAUCAGGCACCCCCUGCUGGAGGAGGUUCGGGUUGUUUCAGCCUCCUAGCAAGGAGAUUUAACUGAGCAAAGACUCAUUCGGGUUAAAAGUGAAACAAAGUGUUGUCAGCGGCUUUUCUUUGUUAUCUCCAGAGGAUUCACGACUACAAAGCAGACCUGGAGUCUAACUGUAUUUGCAUUUGAUUGAUCUGGUUCAGGGUCCCAUGUGGGUGGGCUGCACAGCUCGGCGCAGAGGAGGAGAAUGAUUGCCACAUUUUUAUCACAAAUCUGAAAACCGGCUCCGAGACAUUUUGAUAAACAGUUAUGUGUCCACACAAGAGCACAACAAACAGCAGCAGCGGCAGCACAUCCCUUUAAAAGCAUCAGACAUAAAGUUCCAGUGAUGUUGUUAUAUAACAUAACAAGGCGGUUCUUAUGGCUCCCCAAAUGGUACCUCACAGAAAACACAAUGAGUAACGGCGCACAGAAUCACCGCUCAUAAGCAGCAUUUGUAUUUAUAUAAGCUCCCUUUGUAUUAGAGCAAGAAGGGAGGAGGAGGAGAGGGGGCGGCAAUGCAACACAUCAUCAUCUUACCUGUUAAUCUGAUGCACAGUGCUGGAGAUGUGAGAUGAUAUGCAUUUAGUAUUUACCCCUGCACAACGACCCUCAGAAAUCAAAGCAGCAGCACCUGACUCUGCUGAUAAAUUCACUAUUAGAGGAUUUACGGUAGGGUCAUUGAGUUUAAUCCAUACUCUAAAAAUACUGGAUGUAAGCACCGUGACGGGACACACCGGUCUGCUGCCUGUCCCCGUGGUGACUCUUUCUUUUUUUUGGGGAGCUUAAAGUGACCGUAGUUAGACUAGAGGGUGGAGCUGGAGAGGAGGGAGGGGUUACUAAACACUGAGUUAUAGAAGUUUAACACUCUGAGAGUCCGUGAGUUUAUGAAUCAAAAGGUUUACAGCUGUAUUUCACACAGAAUCAGACUCAGAAAGCUGAAGUUCAGCUGAUUUAUGAUAGGGUAACCAUACAUCCUCUUUUACCCAGACAUGUCCUCUUUUUUAGGGGCUGUCCAGCCUUGUCCAGGGGAGUUUGUAAAAUCCUUCAAAUGUCUGGGGUUUUUUAUGGAAGUUUUGAGUUUGUGUCAUGUGGACUUUCUGAGUUAGAAGUGCAUUAAGAUACACUCAAUCUGACCCGAAAAGCUCUAAAAAUGUCCUCUUUUUGGGGAUUCAGAAUAUGGUCACCCUAAUUUAUGACAAACUGAAUGUCACAUCAGAUGUUACAACUGAACUGCUGUAUUGUUGUAUGAAUUUGAUGUUAGCAAAAUGUUUCAAAGGGAGUUCGGGUUAGGGGAAUUAUCGUCAUUGUGUUGCAUUCCCUCGUCUGCAGCAAAGGUGACCUGGUGUUGGAAUAUAUGCAAAUAAUCAGGACUCUGCUUCUACAGAGCCAUACUGUUGUUUAGAAGAAGUCAAGUCUGUAUGGCAAUUUGAGCUACUCCAAAAUCUGAGUAUAUUGUUAAGCAUGAGCUACUCAAGUCAUGGACACAUGGUUCUCCUUUGCAUGGUACAGUUUUAAUCUGGGUUAGCUGAUGCAACAACAAAUUUGAGGAAAGAAUUUCAAGCUCAUGCUGGAAUUCCACUACAGAGUCAUGUCUGUUAUCAGUGCGGCUCGCGGAUCACAGCCAUCCAGGGCUGGUCAUCCCUGUUCCCCCUUUAGAACAGACAUUUAUCCAGAUUUUUAAUGAUAUUUUGUACUGUAGAUGAUGACAUCCUUACACUGAGGAACUUUAUUUUGAAAUUGCUGAACCAUUUCCUCACGCAGCACCUUACGGAGUACUUGAAACAGGGAAAUCUUCCUCUUUCAACCUUUUACAUGUUCUCUUUUCACUUUUCUAGUUGAAUGUAGGGCUUAAAACAUUUACAAACCUUAAAAUUCUGUUAUACUGACAAUUAACACAGUGUCCUAAUGCUAACAGAAUUGGCGUUGUAAUACAAGCAGGUAUGUUUUUGUAAAAAUCCAAACCAGCACAAUUAUCAUGAAUACAGAAAUUAGCCUUAGAGACUUAAACUGAUUUUGAACGAGGCUGUAAACUCGUCUAAAGUUUGACAUUUCAGCAUGGGGCUCUAUGGGGAUUGACUCAACUAAGGACACAGCCUCAAGUGGACACUUGGGGAACUGCGGUUUCAGGCACUAAUCUCUUAGCUUGCACUUCAAAACUCCUCCUUAUACUUCUGUUGUUGUUUUCUUGUUUUGUUUUGUUUUGUUUUAUGUAGGAGGAGUGUGAUGCAGGAUUUGAGUCUUUCAUUUGACAAAAUCUUGAAGCAGCUGUUACAGCAACUUCAACCUCAACCUGUCCUCAUGACUGACAAAUCAGCAGGUGAAUUUAAACUGCAUAAUAAUGAGUCACUUCCUCGCUGCGAUAAAUUAGAGUCAAUCCUCCAGUGAAGAGCCGGCGUGCCUCCUCCAGAGUGGCACUGUUAGAAUAAUGCUUUGUCAUUUUUGUCUUGGGAGUGGUUUAGUGCUUCCAUUCAUCGACUCACGGCAACAUGAUGCACCGCUGCGCUGCUAAACAUUAGAGGAGGCAAGUGGGGGAUGAGAGAGUUUGGAAAUCCUGAUGGACAGUUAGAUUGAAGGGGAAACGGACCACAGAGAGCGUUUAAAAGCCGGAAAGAAAACUGCUAAAUGUUGAAUGUGGAGAGAAUACUCAUCACGAAAUCCUUUUUAAGGAUCUUAAAUGUUUAUCGAAUCCUUUCCAAAACCGAAAUUUGUAAAAGCAUCAGCUGAACAGUUUUUUUUUAUAAGCCCACCACUGACAUUUCCCUCUAUUCAUGUUAAAUUGUGAGGCAGUUUGUUAAAGCACGUUCUCCUAAAAGGCUUUUUGGUUAACCUGUCCCCCUUCUCCUCCUGCACAAACACAGAAUAAAUGUCAGUAAAUCUGCACUCGGACCGAAUAAAGCAGACUAAUAGAGACAGAAAAUCAAAAGCUGGUGGUUUUCUGUCAUUUUCAGACUUGUAACCUGACUCUUUCAAUAAGAUUCAUAAGGUUACGGCUUCGCUUUAGCAAUUUUCAAACACUAAGAAAGACAAACUCUCUGUGUGAUGAUAGAAAUAAACAACCUCCUGUGAGCGGACGAGGUUUCCUCCUGCAGAAGGACAGUGAUUUGUCUGCAGCUUUAUUGGUCGUGAAAUCAUUGAUGAAUUCUGUGUUUGUGCAGGCCUCGCUGUCGUUUCCUCUCUUUGAUUAAUUGAACACAGAGUGAACGUGAUGUGACCAUUUUUCCGUAAAGAUUAUUUGCACGCUCCCCGAAGGUGUCUGGUGUAAACAGAAAUGCACAGCGUUAAUUAAACCGUGUGCAUUCAUAACUAAAAAGGGAUGAUAUAAAACAUCCAAGUGCUUUGCUCUCUUGUCAAGGUUAUGUGGAGCUUAAGUAAUUUUGCACAUGGCACUGUUACUUAUCAGUUGUUUUCUUUUCACGUUGCUGCAGAGCCUCGUGGGUUUAAUGCUAUUUUUUAUGCAUGAGCUCCGAGGUGAGCGCAGCUAUCAGAUACAGUAGAAGCCCUGCAGCUACAACAUCCUGACUCCCAGACAAGGCAGAGGAACUUUGAGUGAGCAUCACAAAACUUAAUCAAAAACCACGAGCUGUGUGCAAACAGAUGAUGAGCACCAUCUUGCAUCAUUAUGCAACUCCAGACAAGAGGCGAUCACGCUGCUAUCUUCACAGAGAACAGCAGCAGAGAACAUCCAAGUAACGUCUUUCUUCUUUUCAAAGCAGCUCCAAAGCUCGCUGGGCAGCUUCUCCAUCCACGCAUGGUUUCCGUGGCAUCUUUCCCAACUUCCCUCGCGGGGGACCCUCCUAAUUUGGGUAUGUAGUUUUUUUAACAGUAUAGCCUGAGCUCACCUUACAUUCGAGGGUGACUGCUUAGUUUGCCUAAUGAGGCAGGGAUACUUGUGUGAGAGCAUGUGUGGUGUUUGCAGAAACUAGAGGUUAAAUUCGAUGAAAUAACUUUGCAGGGUCCACCGAGGGUGAAACUUUCCUCUGCAUACUGCUGCAAUAAAAAAAAUCAGCUAACAUGAGGCUCAGUGUUUAACUAAUGGGCUCUUUUAAAAACAUCAGGAAGUGCUCCUUUUUCUUUUUUUUUACUUUAAAAAAAGUUUUGCACAUGCAUAAAUCCUUUGAUGAUUUGACUGUGAACGAUUCAGCAGAAAUUAAUAAAAUGGAAAUUUGAAGAUUAAAAAUGCAUAUGCAAUGUUUCUGCAGCCUGACACUAGAAAGAUAGUGUUUAUUGUAAUUAUACAGUAUAUGACUUAAAUAUUCAACAUUCAUGCAUCCAAAACACUAUAUGUUGGAUUGCAUCAUUAUGUUUUGCUAAAAAGAUAAUUCAUAUUUGCACAACAGAUCAUUGCACCUUCUUGCAGGAAAUAUAUCAGUAGGACUUUUAGCAUUAACCUGUUAAUCCUGACAUAACUAUUGUGAAAAAUGUUCAAGCUAAUCUUUCAAAAUCAUGUUCUAUUUUGUCAAUUUUAGCACAGUAUAAUUGCACAUCUCAGUUGAAGAAAUCUCCCAGACAGUUUGUCUGACAAGUCAAAAAGUACAUGCACUUUGUGUCAAACAGAAUUAAAACUAAUUAGACAGACAUCAGUGUGCAACUGCAUCACAAAAACCUGCAGAGCACUAUUUUAGGGUUUUGAGAUUCACUACAGACUUUGGCAGAAACUCAAAGAUGUUAGUGGCAGAGCCUGACUGAGGGCUGGUCAACAUUAAGAGAGACUCAGGCUCAAGGAUUUGCCUUACUGUUGUAGGAAAGGAUAGCUUCACACAUGGAGGACCUUGACCUGUGUGGAACAGAGUAUGCAGACAACCUGGAACUGAAACUCUGAAAAGUGCAAAGGCUGUAGCUUUAACCAAGGAUCAUGGAUGUCAUUAAGAAGUCAAACUUGCAGCACAGGUAGAAAAUAUGGACUUUCAAGCUGUUAUGAAAAGCAAAAUUAUAGCUCUUUACACAAGUCAAUUUCUUUGAUGGCCAUAAUUAAAAUGUAUCUUAUCUGUACUGCAGGUAAUUGUUUUUUUCAUGCAUGAUAUCCUGAUGUCUCACAUUGUAGGGUGAUCAUAUUCUGAAAACAGGACACUACUAGCAAAAUUUUGAGGGUUUUACGGGUCGAGUGUUUUUUUACACACUUCUAACUCAGUUAGUCCACGCAACACAAACUCAAAACUUCAUUACAAAACCCCAGGCAUUUGAAGGAUUUUAUAAACUCUCGCUGGAUAGGCCAGACAGCCCCCCAAAAAGAGGACAUGUGUGGGUAAAAGAGGAUGUAUGGUCCCCCUAUCAUAAUGCACCUUUUGUAUCAUGUUUUUCUCUUAUACUAACUCAUAAAGUAAUAUAUUGAUUUGCAUUGUAUAGUACUGUACUGCAGUUUUUUGCCUCUAAUUAAAUGAAUUAUAAUCAUGCACAGUGUCAGAGUUACACCAUAAGUACACGCUGCACCCUGAAAAGGUGUAACACUGAUGUCUUACACUCUUACACUUCACACAGCGCUGUUCUGAGCUUCUCCAGCACUACAUUUUCCCCCCGCCUUCACCCCCUUCUGCCUCUGUUACUACCUCUGAAGGAGGAUCAGAGCGAGAAUGACUACUUUUUUGGUUGUUACACAUCGUAACAACCAAAGAAGUAAACUUCUAGCUUUUACAGUUUCAGAAAUAAAAUUAUAACCCUUGUUAGGAGAACUAACUGAUUUGUAAUUUGAUGCAUCCCCCGUUGAAAAAGCAAUGUUUCAUAAGCUGUUUUGUGACUUCAUUAAAAAAAAAAAGAUAAUUGAAGGUUAAACAGUAGCAGCAACUCAUCUGCAAAAGCAGAGACAAAGACGUUAACGAUGUGAAAAUAGACCUUUUAAAGUGCAGUCAGUUUUGGGAGGGAUGUGUUCAAUGCUUUGUUUCAUCACUCCUCAGGCUCUGAGCCUGAAUUAUCAACAAUACACGAGGCAGAACAUUAAAUGAAGAUGAUUUUCUCUUACAAGGUUGACGUUUUGUUCAUCAGACACUUUGUUUUUGUUUGGUAUUAUAAAAGCUUCUCUUUCUCACUAAAAGCAUUUUUCUGGGUUAAAUUUUGCUCAGAAAAUAUUUCAACUAUCAGGUUAAGUUCAUCAGCGGAUAAUUCUUGUCUGUGUCUGAGUAUAAAAUCUUUUCAAACAGCUCAGGAUGUGUCUGAGUGGUUCGUUCCUGACACUAGCUUAAACGUUAGAGGUGUGAGCGUUCAUGUCUGCAGAGCUCCUCUAAGUCACAGCUCUUGGUAAAGGGCUGAGCUAAUGUUGCACCAUGACUGACAGUGGUCAUUAAUCACUGUGGGUGUGUGUGGAGGAUGGGCUUGUUUUAUAAUCAUUAUAGCUUUAACCAUUGUACAUGUAUUCUAAAAUCUAUGCACAGCUGUAAUGAGCUGAGGUAGAGGAGGAACAUCAGCCGGGUCGUAAAUCAACCCUGACUGACUGGAGAUACGGAAAUCUGUGGACCGUCGAGGUUAUCAAGUUUAUGGAGUGAAAUUCUCCAUCAGAAACGGCGCGUGUGAAAUAUUGGUUUGAUUAAUUGUUUAUGGUAAAGAAAUGUGAUCUUAAUGAGACUCUUAUGUAGCCCCGGAGUAAUUGGCUGAUAAUGAAGCUGUACCUCGUCUCAUACUAAUGUUCCUCCCCUUGUAAAGCCAUUCAUGCAAAGCACACAUGAAAUUUGUAAUGAUAACUUGGCCAGAUUUAUUAAUUAAGUUUUACUACAUGGAGGUUUGGUGAUAAUAAACAAUAUGGGUUUGAGACUUGGAACCAAUGUCACUUCAGUUACACGUAAAGGUUUGUACGAGUAAAAGCACUUCUAUAAAUUUCAUAGCACCUGCAAACAAAAGGCCAAGCCGAUCUUCUGCAGUGGUGCACACUGAGGUUGGCCACUUCAGUAUUAAUUUGCAGUAUAGAUGAAUAUGCAUGCAGCAUUUGUACUCCGGAGUGAAAAAUCCUGAGAGGAGAAACUGCGACGAGGUUAAUUUUGCUAAGCCUGAGAAUCAUUUUAUUGAUUCUGAGUGUGACCCCUUUGGAGGGAAGGUGCAAAUCCAGGUGCCCAGCGUUGCACACAGAUGGCUGAUGUUAAUGUGGUGAGGAGAAGAGGAUUACAGGCGCACAUCAGGCUGCUUUGAAGCCAUUUCUCAUGAGCUGUUUUUGGGGUAAAUUUUUAUUUCCAUUCAAUAACCUUUCAUAGAGAAAACGCUACAAUUAAACGUAUAUGCGGUGUUGUGCAAGUUAGAAGAUCCAGCUGUACCUCUAACUCCACAGGUCCGAACAUUUUGAGCUUUCUGUCAGUCUGCUUUCCUUCCAAACUCUCCAUCAGACACCUGUUUAAAAUCAGGUGGACAUAUAUACCCUGAGUUUUCCACUUUUAGAUAUACUGUAUGCUGUUACAAACCAAGCUGUGUCGCCUGUUAUAACAAACUUUUACCUCUAUGUCUCUUUGCCUGAUUCACUGUUUGUGGCACAAAUGACUCUUUUCUUUGUUUUUAACCUUUUAUAAUCAAAACACAUCAUUCUACAACACUUGUGCUUGUCAGAACUCUUUAGGGUGCUCAGUGCAUUUUGAAGAGCUCCAUGAUCAAAUGUCCCAUUUACAUUUUUACGUCUGCAAUUUGUCCAUCCAUCUGUUACGUCCUUUUAUUGAGAGUAUAUUCAUGUCAGUUAAGUUUCCUUUUAUUUUUGCACAUUCAUGUUUUGUUUCAUAUCUUGUAUUUCCUAUUUUAUUUUGUAGACCCUGUCCUGUCACAUCUGCCGCCCGAUUAUGUCUCCCCACCUGUUUCCCAUCACCCUCGUUACCUCUUGUAUUUAACCUCAUGAGUCUCACUGUCUCAACAACAACAACAUCUCUUCCUUCUUUCCAGUGCACAAUCUGCCGUCAGCUACCCAAAUUUCAGUUUUUCUCUGUCUAUGGCCAGAGUUUUUAAAAAGCAUCGUUUUCAGUGGCGACUUCUCAGUUUGCGUCGAAACAAAGGGUGCAAAUGAUGGUUAAUGUCUCAGUUUGUAAAAAUAACAGGGUAUGUAAAUUGGGCCUCACUGUCUCGUCACCAGUUUAUUGCACUUUUUAGUCACAUUCCAGCAUCAUUCAUAGUCAUUGUCGAGCCGUGUAUAACCUUUGCCUGCCUCAUUUCAGACCUUGCCUUUUUCCUUGCAUUUUUGAUACCUCCGUCUGACCUGACUGCCUUAUAUGUUAUCGACCUUUCCCUGUUUUUCAUCAAACACUUGUCUUUUGGACAAAAUGAUUCGGUGUUGUGCAGUUGUGUCCUCUCCUCUGUGCCUCGGUUCAUGACGGGUAUAUCCUUCUAUAAUACUUGUGAAAGUCAGAGAUUUUGAUAACAUACUAACACACUGCAACCAAGACGUGAGGGCGCUUCAUGCAUUUUCAAUCAAUAAUCAAACAUAAGGUAAUACACCCCAAAAACAGGAUAUUUAUUUUGGAGUGUGGUGUAGUUUUUAAAGCUUAUAGGGUCUGCAGUCUGGAGCUUGUUGGUGCCUCAUCUGCAGGACCCUCUGCAGAUCGACCAUGCAUCAACAGAUCUGUGUGUUAUUUCAGACAAACGGUUCUGUCACAUAAAUGGCACCACCUUGUUAGAGCUGUGUCUGUGUAGAGUGAUCACCCCUGACUGCGGCAGCUCUAAGAGAUCAAUCAAUGACGUAUUUCAAGAGCUGGUUUGAGACCGCUUUCAACAAAGAGAUGCCAGAUUUAGGACAGCUCUGUAAUUUGUCAAGGACUCUUCUUUCAAACCCUAAAAGUAAUUAUUAUAAUAUUCAACUUGUGUAUGAAGUCCCAUCCCUCUCAUUUAUACCUGACCCAGUACAAAAACACAAACAAUGCCUCUGCAGUGAUUUGUCUCUACAUGUGUCAAUCAAUCAGCGCCGUUGUCAGGGCUGUUGCCAGGCUGAGUCAUCGCCGCUCUUUCAGAAAGAACUUGUCAGUUUGCAGACAACAAAGACCGUCUCUGCUCGCAAUUCGCCGCCGUCAUGCAGAAAAAUAAGAGCCACUUUUCUAAAGAGCUCCAGGAGGCUCAGUCCUAUGGAGCGUGCAGAAAUGUGCAGCACACUCGUGGGUCCUUGUUUGGAGGUUUGGAGCCUUUGAUGUUCUGUCAGCCCAACUGUAUAAUGCACAAAAAUAGAGGAACAGCACUGCUAUUUAGUUCCAAUACAACCGUACAUAUUUUUUUAAUCCCUUUAAUGUUAAAAUUAACAAACAGUGAAUGUUUAAAUGAAGACUGAGCUAAGGAAACACUGCACACUAAAGUGUCUUGCAGCUUUUUCUCGAUCACUCUUUGACUGGAAAUCUGACACACAAUUUAUGUAUACAUCUAUAAAAGUUUACGGCACAACUGAAGGUCAGUAAGUAUAUUCCCUUUCAAAAUCAGAGUCCAAAGUCCAUAGCAGUCUCUGAAAUAACUCAACCAAUAGAUCCAAUAUGUUUACUCAGGUAAAACGCUGAUGAAAAGCAGGAGGGCUGCAGGUAUGUUUGAGUUAAUUGGACACCUGCGGUGAAUUCACAGCAGUUGAAUCAAUGAAUUCUCCUUCACAGUCACGUGUAUUUAUGUGUGAUGCACAUGCUGGAACUUCACUGAUGAACUGAACCUCCGGACACACCAGCAGGAUCAGAAUCUAGUGUUACUAAACAAAAUGUAAAAGUUUCCACACAGUCAGUAGUUUAGACUGGAUUUGAGUUUUACUUGUACUCUGAUGGCAUUUGAUCUUUCCUAAGUGACUCAGACUCAAUUUUGACUUAAAGAUUUGUACAGUUACGCUUUUCUCUCAUUAUCUGGAGUGGCAGUAAACAUCCAACUUUGAGUUUAAAAAAGAACAACUCAAAAUUAUAUACUGGAGACCGGUUAUACUCAUUUUUCCUUUUUAAGUCAAUCAGGGACAGAUGUAGAGUAACUGUGCAUGAUUUGCAGCUUAAAACCCCGUAUUGUAGGAGCUAGGUCUGCACUUUUAGUUACUGAGAUGCUUGGCCUGGAGUUACAUGGUUGAUGCGUUGCAAUAACAAACUACCAUGUGUUUUUGAUGAUCAGUGAAAGUCCGGACACUGUUCCCUUUGAUUCAGCGUUUAAAAAUGUUUGUGAUGAACAUUACCAAAGUCCAUUUGCAGUUGACAUUGAGAAACCAUCCAUCCAGUAUGGCGGUGACGCUGGAUUAUGCUCCAGCACGUAAUGAGGCAUCUACGUGUAUAAUGUCUAUGGCCACAGCGGUCAAAACCUUUUGCCCUUCCGGGUCAAUCACCUGGCAACAACAGUGACGUAGCUAACUUUGUUCCUGAGCCCCAGAUAACAGGACAGCGACAUGUCGAGUGUUUGCUCUCUAUGUAGCUCCUAUUCACAUACUGUACCUGUUGCAUUGGCUGCUGUUGUACCAUUAUUCACAGCUCUUGGUUUUACAUUUUCAUCUGAGGCAUUUCUGGACAAAAUAGUCCCAGAUUUUGGAGAUGCAGAUCCAGCUCAUACUGAUCUAUAUUCAUAAAGGUGUCAUCAGUGAAAUCACGACUACAAACAGCUUCAUUGUUGUCCUGAAAACACUAAAAUACCCCUAAAUUUACCAUCAUGGUUGUUUCUACUGCAUGCCUUUGUCUGUUUACAUACCCGCGAUGUCACAUGCAGAGUUUGUAGUUUCUUCUAGAGUUCUCCGGAUGUAUUAUUUACCGGGCAUUUCCCUGUCAGACGAUGCUGUUGUUUUGAUAUUCACAUCCAGCAUUGUAGCUUUAUAAAUGUAUUAAGUACAUCUCUUUUAAAAUACUCAUACUGCAACUUCAACAUGCAGAGGAACUGAAAGCUCGCAGGCCUGCCAUGCUGAGUUUCAGCUGAUAAGGUGGGACAAUAGAAAGUCUAGUUCCUCUCUGAAUAUUUUAUGAUCCUCUGUAUCUGAUACUGAGGAAAAAGAAGUUCACUCCUUAUUAGAAAACUCACUCCCUCAGUGCGAUGCCUGUGCAGUUCAGAUCAAUCUGCACCUCCUGCUGGGACACAGCUACAGAGGAGGGUUCGCCUCUCCAGAAAAAAACCUCCAUCUUCAUUACUCACUCCACCCUGCUGCACGGUGUAAUUUGAAAGGACGUCAGGUCAUCUAAGAUGGUUAUCAAUAUCAGCGGGAAACUACCUAUUGAUUUCUUCUGAACACAGUUAAGCUAUAAUUUCAUUAGACAAAGAAAGACACUUGCAGGGAGGAAUUGCAACAGACUUCAUAAAACCAAAAGAAAGAAAGAAAUCUUCAUUCAUGUGCUUUUUUGGCUCCAGACUGAAAUAUGCUCAGUCUGGCUCAUGCUGUAGCUCCGUCUUCCAUCAUUAAGCAGCAGAAGAUCCAAGAUGGCGGGGGCAGCGAGAUACUGGAAGUGCCUUGAAAUUCCAUUGGGUGCAGAAAUCUGGUCCCCAAACAGUCGGUUUUGGAAAAGCAAAACAAAAACUGUGUUGUGUAAUUCCAGUGAGCACUGAGGAAGAGAUGAGGGAGGAGUGGGUUGACUCCAGUAUGAGGUCUGGAGAGAGAUUUGAAAACGCAAGCAGCUACAACUAGCAGGUCUCAGCAGCUGGUCAGCUCCCCACACAGAUACUGAAGCUCAUUAACAACCUUAGGAGAGCCAUUCAGAUGGAUUUCAGUCACCUGUGUGCUGUGAGAUAUGAAAAUUACACCUGAUGCACCUUAGACAGCAGAAUAUAAAGGAUGUCCUCGCUUUGAAUCCGAGCCAGGCGGCUGAAUAUCAUCACAACAAGACAGCACAGACAGCCCUGUCACAACUGAGACUCCCAAGUAAACCAUUUAAUUUGGCAGAGAGUCACCCCUGAUGCAUGAAUCACUUCCUCAGUGAAAAUAUGCCACCACUACUCAAAACAGAGUAUUUGGGUCAGACUGAACUGGCAGUCCUGUGAGAGGCAGAAGGACACCACCCAAAGGCACCAGCUCCCUGAGGCGUCUGUGUGCAUCUCCGGUGUGGGUUUUUGGCGAGGACGCAGCUCAGGCGAAUACUUAAAUGAUCUGAAAAUGAGACAGAAGCCGAGCCAGUGCAGCCGCCACCCAUCACAAUAUCUAUUGUCUGGUGCCAGAAGCAUUUGGUGCUGGCAUGAUAAAGGAAAAGGAGAGGAUAUGCACAGAACAAAAGAAAGGGAACAGUUGGGCCGACAGGCAGUGUCAGGAGAAAUCACUUUGAGUUGGAGCCAUGUUUGAGUUUCCCUUCCUCUUGAACUUUGUAGUAUGGUGUCAUGUUAAAACUCAAUUUUCUUCCUCUUCCAGGGCCAAGCUGCCGCUAAGCAAGUUGACCCAGACGUCCCUCCCCUCAGAAGCGUUUUCCAGCUCCUCCUGAGGAAUCCUGAGACGUUCCCAGAGCAGACGGGACAUAAAGCAAGUACCCCAGGAUCUCCUCCCAGUUGGACGUACCCAGAAAGUCUCCGAAAGGACGGCCUCAGGAGGAUCCUAAUCAAAUGCUUGAACUGCCUCGACUGAGUUUUUUCCAUGUGAAGGGGUAGUGACUCUACUUAGAGCUCCCGCAGGAUGUCUGAGCUCCUUGCUCAGUCACUGAGGCUGGGGCAGACACUCUGAGAAGGAAGCUCAUUUUAGCUGCUUGAAACUGAAACCUUUUUAUACAGGUACUACCCAAAGGCCAUGACCCUGGAUGAGGACUGGAGCGUGCAAAUGAAAGCUGAUUACUUGUGGUUGUGGGUAAUGGACCUACAAUGGUCUAGCAUUUCUCUGCAGCUGGAAAGAUCAUUAAAAAGUGUUUAAAAGUUUUAUAUACUUUGUUUUUGUGUGUUAAACAGUUAAGAGUCCAAACUGGUUUAUUUUUGUUUCAUGAAUCACUUUGAGAAUCUUUAAUUGUAUUAAUUUUCGCGGUUUCUGAUGUCUUGUGCCAGUUCUGUCCUUCCUAACCAUAUUUUCCUUAUGGUCAUUCAGGUCCUCCUGUUUUCUUUUGGAAAAAAAAUGGCAGCCGAUGUAUUUUUCUCCAAAAAGGAACAGGAGGACAACAUGAAAAUAUACUUUUAUAUCAGAUGUAACAACAGAGAUUUCCACAAAGUAGGAAAUGACAUGAAAUAAAAGGCAUAACUAAGCUGACUAAGGACAGCAUUUCCUGUGCCACCCCUUGCGUCUUUGUAUUUGAGCUCUUUCCGAGUAGUGUUUUCAAAUCCGCCAUACUUCUAAAUUCAUGCUGGGUCUGAUCCUUCUCAGUGAACUAGCUCUGUGGAAAUUAGGUAUUCCUUUUGCUCCCUCUGUCGUUGAGAUGUGAUCUAACUUUGAUGUAAAGCUGAUCGGAUCCAAGCUCUUUGACUCUCAGCUUCUCCUGCAAAAUCACAGAUUUAGCAGCAAUAUCUGCCACCUCUCUGGCACCCUGAGUCGCUUCUUCUUCUUCUUCUUGUAUUGCAAAUGUGCAUUAAAACCUGUGCAAGGCGAUAUGGACCUACAUUCUACAUUUCAUAACAGCUUGGUCAUAUGAUGUACUAACUUUAAAGUGGUGGGACUGUGCCCUAGUGCCCUUUACAGACCAGCCACCAUCAGUUUGUGGUAAUUCUGCAGUCCAGAUCAUUCUAACCAAUGAGGUUUUGCAAGCUUUAAACAGUCUACACAGAGAGAAAAUAACACCAGUGCGUUAACACUGAAUUAAUUAUUUUGCAGACAUAUUGGAAAGGUUGAAUUUCACUUCAUGUUUGAUCUGAACACACGGUCUCUUCUUGGACUCGAAACAUACAGUGCAGAGGAAAGCAAGUCUUGGCUGCAAAUCAUUUUUCACUAAUUGCAGUCUCUACGCCGGACAAAUCUGUCAUUGUUCCCAGAGAUAGCAUUUUCUGAUAAUAGCGGACACGUUCCAAGGUUGUCCUGCUGUACUCGUGUUUUCUGGCCAAAACUUUCAACCAUUCCUUUUUGGAUUCCCACGGUGAAGAUUUAGGGGAACUUCUUUGCUUUAACUAACUUGACAAGUACAAACACAUAUUUAAUCUUACUCCUAAUAGUCAUGUUGCUUUUGUAAAUCAUAAAGAAGCUUAAAUUUCAGUUAAUUUCAGUCUGUCUGUAACUCGUUAAAACUCCUCACAGUUGGUUUAAUUACAGGUUGUGAUUGUUAAAUGUGUGAAAGUCCUCGGGGGUGAAAGGCACUGAAACAGCACUGAUUGACAAGAUAAUUAAUAGAAUUAUGCGCUCAUAAAAUUUGUGUUUAAGCUGUUUUUAUGUAAGAGAAGGGCGCCAUUGUUUAAGCUAGUCUUGCUUUAAAAAAAGACAGCCAUCAGAUUGGUGUGUGAGCGCCUUUUUACAGCAGAGAGAGGAGAGAGGCUGGAAAUGUCUGCCAGGAGCAUAUUCUCGUCCUUUUUACCUUUAUAUGCAUGAAAACUGAAUAAAUGUGCUUCUAUA